AAUACUGGCAACAGCAGGGGCCCACAUGAACAUACCAGUGGAUCUGCGGACCCUGAGGGCGGUGAGAGUCCUGAGGCCCCUUAAACUGGUCUCUGGGAUCCCAAGUGAGUACAGUCAAUAUCUACCAGAAUAUCAAUAGCAUUUACAGUGUCAUAAUACCUCAAUAUGUAACUUUCUAUAAUGUCUAAUUCUCACGUGUGUGUGUUGUUUUUUUAAUCAUUAGGCUUGCAGAUCGUGCUGAAGUCCAUCAUGAAGGCCAUGGUGCCCCUGCUCCAGAUCGGUCUGCUCUUGUUCUUCGCCAUUCUUAUGUUCGCCAUCAUCGGCCUGGAGUUCUACAGUGGGAAGCUACACCACACCUGUCUACCUACUGCUGACAUCCUUGGUAGGAACAUACCCCAGUCUCCCUCACACUCUCUGUAUUUCAUAUACUACCCCACACUCCGUCAUACUCUCUCUCUAUCCAAAACCUCUUUGCCCACUUCUACCUCUAUCCCUUGAAGAGGUUCCCUUCCCCUAUGUGUUCCAUUUUCGCAGGCUCCUCAUCUCUAUUAUACCGUAUUUGACAAUCUCUCUCUCUUUCUCUCUGUCGCGCUCUCCCCCCUGCACCAUCAUUAACGUCUUAGACUCUAAAGAAUUAAAGGGUGCAUGGUGGGUGGAAGAAUUAACCAACAAAUCUAUGGAUAUAGCAGCCUAUAGCCUAAUUUCGUCUGUCAAACAGGUAGGUCUACCUCUUAUUCCUUAAAUAGGAAGAAAUAGGCUCCAAUACAAAACCCUCUUAUUGUUAGUAAAGUCUAAUUAAAAUUAAGACUGUUGCAAUAUAUUAUGCCUACUAGAAUUUGACUACUUUCAGCACCAUGAGCUGUCCAUUUUUGAUUGAUUGUGCCACGGCUGUGUCACACUCGUCAAACACAGUGGACCAAGGCUCAGCGUGAUAUGCGAACAUACUUUUAUUUAUAUUCACCCACACGAACAAAACAACAAAACGAUACGUGAAGUCCACAGGUUCACAAACACAAACCUACACGGAACAAGAUACCACAAAACACUGUGGAAAGCAGGCUGCCUAAGUAUGGUUCCCAAUCAGAGACAACAAGCAACAGCUGACACUCGUUGCCUCUGAUUGAGAACCACCCCGGCCAACACAGAAACACAUGAGCUAGAUAAAGAACCUAGAACACAAACAUAUAGAAACUACACACCCUGGCUCAACAUAACAGAGUCCCAGAGCCAGGGCGUGACAGGCUGCUGCUUCAAGUUUCAGCACCCCAAUGUACAUUAAGUUCUGGCUUAUUGUGAGGUCAAUAUCUUUAAUAAAAACAUCAGGGGCAAGAAACAUAUUGUUUUUAAUCAAACCAAUUAUAGUAGUAGCAAGCCAUCAAAGUUUACCUCUGGUCCUCCUUCUCAUCUUCACGCUCUCCUUCUCAAACUGAACAGAACAUAGGCUAUAGGCUAGUCUGCGCAAGAUUUUGGUAGAAGCCUUUGACUCUCCUCCUGAACUGCCACCGUAGGCCUACACAGCACAGCCAUUGGUUAGGCAGAACACACAACCGUUUUAAGAUAAGCAGGAGCAGAGCAGGCCGGGGCUCAGGGUUGGGAUAUCAAUUUCUGUGUGUAAAACAGCCUAGUUUAAUUUACACCAUCCCAGCAGCUAUCUUAGAAAUAUAACUUUGCUCUGUGCUUCUCCGAGCAUGCACUGCGUAGCCUAUAGCAUAUAGGCUAAUUUGAUUGAGACCACACUAAAUAGCCUAUAGGUGCACUUGAUAUUGCACACCCAGCGGAGAAUCAGAGAUGAUAUAUAUCGACACACAUCGAUAUAUAGCCAAAUAAGCAACUAAUUCUAAAACACUGAGAAAUAUUGAAAUGUCAUCAAUUACACUAGAUUUUAAAUAUACUAAACCCUCCCCUUGACUGAAAUUGAACAUGACACUCCCCCAUUUUCCUCCAGGUAACCGUUCUGUAAAUUGCGAUCCGUCCCUUAGUAUGCCCAACUGGGCUGCCUAGCUACCUUUUCAUGAUCCAACAAUGAUUACUCUGUAAUCACACAAGCCAAAUAUAGUAUUUUAUUAAAUAUGGUUUGACACAGUCAGAUAUGAUCUCUCCAGAAACUUGUAUUUCUCAACCCUCAAUUCACGAAGCAGCACUGACCCCUGGGAUGUUGGUGACCAGUCCCUGAGAUGGUUAGCUGAAACAGAUUCAGUCAGUUUUCAAGUGCCAGUUUUUAAUCUAAGUGGUCCUCGAAGGAGGAAGGAUCACAGCUCUCCUGUUGUAAUUAAGGUUGACGCUCUAGACAUCCGCUACUCCUAAACCCUAUUGCCCUCUUAAAGAGCAAUCUGCAUUUCAAACAAAAACAAAGCGGCAACCCUACCACUGUUUUGGUAAACAGCUGAGGGAUGAGGCUGGAGAAAUGUAACCACUCUCAAAUUCAUAGACAGAGCUAUGGAUGCCAUGACUGACCAUCCAUGAUAUCAAAAUGAUUGUUUUAACAAUGUUUUGAGGCUAUACAGUGUGUGUUCUCAAUUACCUUGUUUACAAACAAUGGAGUAUCAUAUUUUACAUUUAGCAGAAGCUCUUAUCCAGAGCGACUUGCAAGCGCCAUGCUCUACCAACUGAGCCACACGGGAUCUAAGUAAAACAAGGUUAUAUUUUGGGUUCAGAUGGGCAACGACAGUUGAACUAAGUUAAUGGGGUAUUUAUAAGUUAUAUUCUUCAAGAAUCAAUGGGUAUAUAUAAUUCAUUUAAAGGGUCAAAAUUGGAUGUACCAACUGCAGAUUGCCCCUUUGAGGAAAAGGUCUGAUGCGGCGCUAAUGUAAUCAAACAAUGAAAAAGCUGCCACACUGUGUUGCUAGUUUUGUGUAGCUCAGUUGGUAGAGCAGGAUUGUGGGUUCGAUUCCCACGGGGGACCAGUAUGAAAAAAGUAUGAAAAUGUAUGCACUCACUACUGUAAAUUGCUCUGAGAAAGAGCUUCUGCUAAAUGACUAAAAUGUACAUGUGUAGAAAGUAACAAGCUACCUACACUUUAACCACCCCUGCCUUGUCCUGUGUUAGAAAAUGAGACGAUGGAUACGACCGAGGUGGAGUUUGCGUGUGGAGUGAGGAAGUGUCCGGAGAAGUAUGACUGUAUUGGGUCAUGGAUUGGCCCCAACAACGGCAUCACCCAGUUUGACAACAUCCUGUUCGCUGUGCUCACUGUCUUCCAGUGCAUCACCAUGGAGGGAUGGACAGCUGUACUCUACAAUGUGAGAACAGAUCACCCAAAGUAUUUAAAAAAAACUAUUUUUAAGGUAGAGACAUUGAAGUAAGGGAUAAUCAACGAGGGGCUAUGAAGUCCUGUGGAAAUAACCCACGAUGUGCGGGUGUGAUGCGUCCCCGAUGCACAGCAUUGUGGCACAGCUUCCGCGUUGUGCUUUAUUUCCAGAGAACGCAUAGCCCCUUGUUCUUACAUAGAACUCUUUAGCAGUGAAGCGUUUGUCUGUACCUGUAUUUAUGUACCCUAUACAUGUCUAUUGUACGUCCGUUAGACCAACGAUGCCUUGGGCUCUAUGUGGAAUUGGAUGUACUUUAUUCCUCUCAUCAUCAUCGGCUCAUUCUUCGUGCUCAACCUGGUGUUGGGAGUCCUCUCUGGGUGAGUAAAUAAAAGCUGUGUGUGUAUGCAUGUAUGGGGCGGCAGGUAGCUUAGUGGUUAAGAGCGUUGUGCCAGUAACCGACUAGGUGAAUAAAUCUGUCGAUGUGCCCUUGAGCAAGGCAUUUAACCCUAAUUGCUCCUGUAAGUCGCUCUGGAUAAGCGCGUCUGCUAAAUAUGUAAAAUGUAUGUGUGUGUGUGUGCGCGUGCAAGUUUGUGUGUGAUUUUAUGAGGGUUUUGGAAGGGGAAACAAUGGAUUGCCUCAUGUCCUGCGUGUGUAGGGAGUUUGCCAAAGAGAGGGAGCGGGUGGAGAACAGGAGAGCCUUCAUGAAGCUGAGACGUCAACAGCAGGUGGAGAGAGAACUCAACGGUUACAGAGCCUGGAUAGACCGAGCAGGUACUGUACUGUUACCUUACAGCCACCACCAACCGAGAGAUAACUACGUAAGAUGCUAAAAUUAAUAUAUUAUAAGAUCCAAGUGGUGAUUUGGUUGAAGUAGAUAAAGAUGCAAAAAUGAAUAUAUUAUAAGAUCCAAGUGUUGAUUUGGUUGAAGUAGAUUAUGUUAAUUUUGCUAGCUGCUGUGUUGCCUUUGAGAUGGCUCUGCUGUGAUGGAGCUACCUGGUGAAUAUGUGGAUGGAGCUACCUGGUGAAUAUAUGGAUGGAGGGUGACUUUGUGACGCUACAGUGCUAUAAUGGCAAUCUACAGUAUCUUUCUCCCACGCAAGUAGAGGUUGAGAGGAAGGUGAUGCGGACUCAUUGACUCAAGUGUAAAUGUGUGAGUGCGAGUCUGUGCAUAUCUAUGUGUGUGAGCGUGUGUGCAUCCGUGUGUGUGUGUGCACUCAUCCGUGUGUGUGCGCUCAUUCGUGUGUGUGCGUGCACAUCCACGUAUCCGUGUGUGUGUGUUUGAAUGUAUGCAUUAGUCAUAGAAAUCAAUGUGUUCCCUCUCUGCAGGGCGUCAUCAGGGCCCUGAAAGAGAAAAGUUAGCUGCCAGGCGAGCGCUGGAUGAGCUCUCACCUGAUGAUGAGUUUCUCCCUCUCUCAGAGCAUCAACACUAUGCGACGCUAUGCAUUCAGCCCAAAUACUCACCUUUGUAAUGCAAAUAAAAUCAUUUCAAUAUUACAUUUAAACAGGUUAGCCCCAUGAUUUGCUCACGAUCUUCUGAGAGCGCUAAGGGAGAGAGAGAAAGCCCUGUUUAUGUUUCAGGAGCACUUUAUGAUGGACUGUGAAUUCACUACGUGUGGAUGACAAUGAAAUGUGUUCAUCCCAAUGUUUCAGAGGAGGUGAUGCUGGCUGAGGAGAACAAGAAUUCAGGGAGAUCUGCUUUAGAUGGUAAGAACCAGAAGACACAAUUCAUUGAGAGGAGUCACCACCACAAUGGUGUAUUCAAUUGUGCUGAAGUCCUUUCCUCCCACAUUCACUACCCUUACAACAGUAAAUCCUUAUGUAAUGGGGAGUCAGUGUGCUGCUAAGAGCUUUGCUUCCUCCACUGUCCAAAUGCCCCUUACUGGGCUUGAACCAGUGAUCCUCUGCUUUGCAACACACGUGAUUGCCCUCCUUGACAACGUUCCAGCGGUGUUGGCUACCAGAAAAUAUCUAAGUCGAUAGCUCAAUCUGCGACAUUUCAAGCUUGCUGUGGAGGGAGUUUACAGUACCUUCUUAACUUCGUUAUACGUACAACAGUACAGUACAAUGUUUUUGAAUGUUCUAUACCAUGUUCCGCAAUUGUUCCACAACCUGCCUCUCUCCAUCCUGCACUUUAAACUCCAGUUGUAAACAAAGGCAGCCAUUUUGUUCCUCUUUGACCUCCAUUAGCUUAGAGCUGCUGCAGACAAUUGAAAAUGGCAGUGAAAAGGCUAAACCUCUUUCAGAGGAAAAUAUACCAUAAAACCCUCAAGAAGUUAAUUUGCUUUGAUUACUGUGUGAACAUCGCGGUUGUUUUGGUAACAGCAAGGUGAAAAAUGCUUGGCGCACGCCUGUAGGGCUAUAUCGUCUGUCAACAAAGUCUUGUUGUAUCAUGUUUUUGUGAGUCUCACUCCUUUUUGGAAAACGAAAAUGGUUCAUAUGACACUUUCAUUUACACCAUACCUAAUCAACCUAUCAAAAAGUCCCAAACAAUAAAGCCACAUUUAAUUGGCUCUUCCUCCUUCCUCUCAUUGUUCAGAGGAUUUCAGUCAGUUUGCCCUGAAAGUUAGUAUGUCAACAUUACCAUUUCCUUCCAUUAAUAUAUAAUUAUCUCUAUUUAUAACUAGUUUGUUGUUCCCUAUGGACCAAAUGGCUGGCAAGUGAAAUUUGUUGUGUCAUUAUGCUUAUAAGCAUCUGUUGUUCUAUGUCAGUCUAUCUAUGCUGUUAGAGACAUUCUCUGUUUGUUCAAAUUUUCUGUCGUGUGUGUAUUCAGUGCUGAAGCGGGCCACCAGUAAAAAUGCUAAGCGUAGAGGUGUUCCUGGGGAUGCAGAGAUCUCCACUAUAGGUGAGAGAGGAACACACAGCCCAGAUCCUCAUAUCUAGGCGUCUUACUGUCUUUCUCCCUAACUUAAAUUCUGGUCUCUUUCCCCUAUAUCUACUGUAUUUGACCCCUAUUUGACAUAUUUAUAAUUUUCUACACCCUUUCUCUCUCCUCUCCAACCCUGACCGUUUUCUUUCUCCAUAUCCUUUCUCUCGCUCACUUUCUUUCUAUUUACUCAACCUCUCUUCUCAUUCUUCCUGCCCCAGGAGCACCUCGUAUGCGGAUCCGUACAGUGCGGCGUGGCCCGGUAGCGUAUAUACGUCGUAAGGAGCGUAUGCUGCGUAUCUCACUGCGGCGCAUGGUGAAGACCGACACCUUCUACUGGACCGUCCUCAGCCUGGUGGCUCUCAACACCAUCUGUGUGGCCAUCGUACAUCACAACCAGCCCAAAUGGCUCUCCACCUUCUUGUGUACGUCUGUGCUGGACUAUCAAUCAACCGAUCAAUUAAUCAAAAUGUGUCUAUAUAGCCCUUUUUACAACAACGAUUGCACAUUCAGAAAAAACUCCUGGUCCUAAGUAUAGGCUAUGUAGGGCAUUUACAGUUAUAGUAGCAACUAUCAAUGCAAUCUGGCCAGCUUUCAAAUAUCCUUCUAGACUAUGAAGAUGUGGUUCUUCUGUUGUACGGAGUUUAUAACGUAGCCUGAAAGAAAGCUAAAUAGCUUGGUUUGAACAGAGAAAAAACUGUGAACAUUUGCCCAGUCUUUGAUUCAUAAUGAUUUAUUCUUUCUUCAGACUAUGCAGAGUUUGUUUUCCUGGGGCUCUUUUUGGCAGAGAUGUUCUUAAAGAUGUAUGGCCUGGGUUUCCGGCUCUAUUUCCACUCUUCCUUCAACUGCUUCGAUUGCGGAGUGAGUUCAUUCAUUUUACUCCAUGUUAGCUUAAGGUGAACCUUGAUUACCACAGGUAUGUGGUUUCAAGACUUACUGUAGAAGUGUGGCAACAUAAGAUUUUCUUAUGGUUGUACAGGUGAAUCAAGGUGUGUUGUCUUGGAGUUAGGAAAAACAAAAAUACAUUUAAUUUCUAACAAUAUGGACAAUUAAGUGCUAUUAUUAUGUGAUACUCAAAUCAAAUCCAAUCAAAUAAAAUGCUAUUUGCUGAAUACAUUACCGUGAAAUGCUUACUUACAGCCCUUAACCAACAACGCAUUUAUUUAUUUGUUAUAAAAAAGUAAAAUAAAACAAUAACAACAACAAAAAAGUGUUGAGAAAAAAAGAGCAAAAGUAAAAUAAAGUAACAGUAGGGAGGCUAUAUACAGGGGGGUACCGGUGCAGAGUCAAUGUGCGGGUGCACCGGCUAGUUGAGGUAGUUGAGGUAGUUGAGGUAAUAUGUACAUGUGGGUAGAGUUAAAGUGACUAUGCAUAAAUAAUUAACAGAGUAGCAGCAGCGUAAAAAGAUGGGGUGGGGGGCAGUGCAAGUAGUCCGGGUAGCCAUGAUUAGCUGUUCAGGAGUCUUAUGGCUUGGGGGUAGAAGCUGUUGAGAAGCAUUUUGGACCUAGACUUGGCGCUCCGGUUCCGCUUGCCAUGCGGUAGCAGAGAGAACAGUCUAUGACUAGGGUGGCUGGAGUCUUUGACUGUCCUAUAUUGCUGAUUAAUGUGUGUUCUUAAUGAUAGAGGUUUGUCUAAACCUCUAUAAUGGUGUUUGAAUGUUGCGUGGUGUCUCUCCCAUGCAGGUGAUAGUUGGCAGCAUCUUUGAGGUGGUGUGGGGCUUCUUCCGGCCUGGCAUGUCCUUUGGCAUCAGCGUCCUGAGGGCACUGAGACUCCUGAGGAUCUUUAAGAUCACCAAGUGAGUGGGACAUCAACCAGAAUGAGGGUUAGGGUCAGCAUUAGUGUUGCUGCUGUAAGUAUAAUGUAUUACCAUUCUAGGGUUAGGGUUAGGGUUAGGAUAGGGUCAGCAAUAUUUUUACUGCUGUAAUUACAAUGUAUUAGAAUUCUAGGGUUAGGGGUAGGGUAAGUGUUAGUGGUGUAAGUACAAUGUAUUACCAUUCUAGGUUAAAGGGUAGGGUCAGCUUUAGUGUUACUGCUGUAAGUACAAUGUAUUACCAUUCUAGGUUAAAGGUUAGGGUAGGGUCAGCUUUAGUGUUACUGCUGUCUUUUCCUACUAGCACUGACCUGUCUGAUAACUACUCUAUUGAGGAAAAUUUACUUACUACGACUGUCAGAUGUGGUUGUCUCACCUAGCUAUCUUAAGAUGAAUGCGCUAACUGUAAGUCGCUCUGGAUAAGAGAGUCUGCUAAAUGACUCAAAUGUAAAUGUAAAUGUAGGGUCAUCAUUGGUUAUACUGCUGUAAGUACAAUGUAUUAUUCUCCAAAAUACAUUAAAAUGGCAAACGGAAGAUGUUGAGGUCUGUCUAUUUUGUAUGUGAACCUUUUUUCUUUUUUCUUGACCAGGUACUGGGCAUCUCUUAGGAACCUGGUUGUGUCUCUCAUGAGUUCCAUGAAGUCCAUCAUCAGUCUGCUCUUCCUCAUCUUCCUCUUCAUCGUCGUCUUCGCCCUGCUGGGCAUGCAGCUCUUUGGGGGCAGGUGAGCACAACCAGAGGGUUUGGGUUCACUUAUUAGAUACAGUGUCACUGAUCUCAGGAUAGUGAUUCAGUGCUUCACCAAUAUUAGGAUAUCAAUAUGUUUUUGUAUGCGCAAGUCCCAGGUUCCAUGAAUGUAUUUUCAGUUGAUCUGUUAAUUGACUAAUGAUGUGGAUUGGCCAUCAUCAUAUCUCCGUAUAUAUUUACAAAUAUUAAUUCAGAAGCAGCUUGAAGCUGUGCCAUGUUUUGUUUUGCUGCAUCGGAAAUGGAAUGAUAGACCUGAAAUUACACAUCUGGUUGAAAAUAGCAUUUUCCACCUCCGCUUCCCACCUCUUCCUCCUCUUCUUCCCCGGUCAUAUCUGCCCAUCCAUUCUUUCUCUCCCUUUAGGUUCAUCUUUGAAGAUUACACUCCUACCAACUUUGACACAUUUCCAGCUGCCAUCAUGACAGUGUUCCAGGUUUGGCUCUUACACUCCAGACUGCCCCAUGGUGACACACAGAACCUACCCGGGAAUAUCUCCCACAACCCCCCAGGGCCAAGAUUAAACAACUCUGCUCACUGCUCACCUCCCCCUCCAUCUACUAGCCUCCCACACAUACACACAUGCACAUAAAUGUCAGAGCUGUGAAAUAUGGAAGAAUGUUUGAUCAAAACUAUAAACUGGGUUUCCGAGACAAAUAAAAUAAUACUAAUUCUGACAUUUUUAACUCUGCAGGGAGAAAGAACCCUGUUACCGAUGUGAUAAAUAUUAUGGCCCAUUAUGGCCCAUAAUUUAUUUGUGUGUUAGCAUUCGGAAAGUAUUCAGACCCCUUCACUCUUUCCACAUUUUGUUACGUUACAGCCUUAUUCUAAAAUGGAUAAAAAAUGUUUUUCCCUCAUCAAUCUACACACAAUACCCCAUAAUGACAAAGCGAAAACAGAUUUUUUUAAUACAUUUUGCAAAUGUAUUAAACAUAAAAAACAUAAAUACCUUAUUUACAUAAGUAUUCAGACCCUUUGGUAUGAGACUCGAAAUUGAGCUCAGGUGCGUCCUGUUUCCAUUGAUCAUCCUUGAGAUGUUUCUACAACUUGAUUGGAGUGCUCCUGUGGUAAAUUCAAUUGAUUGGACAUGAUUUGGAAAGGCACACACCUGUCUAUAUAAGGUCCCACAGUUGACAGUGCAUGUCAGAGCAAAAACCAAGCCAUCAGGUCGAAGAUAUUGUCCGUAGAGCUCCGAGACAGGAUUGUGUCGAGGCACAGAUCUGAGGAAGGGUACCAAAACAUUUCUUCAGCAUUGAAGGUCCCCAAGAACACAAUGGCCUCCAUCAUUCUUAAAUGGAAGAGGUCGGAACCACCAAGACUCUUCCUAGAGCUGGCCAUCCGGCCAAACUGAGCAAUUGGGGGAGAAGGGCCUUGGUCAGGGAGGUGACCGAGAACCCGACGGUCACUCUGACAGAGCUCCAGAGUUCCUCUGUGGAGAUGGGAGAACCUUCCAGAAGGACAACCAUCUCUGCAGCACUCCACCAAUCAGGCCUUUAUGGUAGAGUGGCCAGACGGAAGCCACUUCUCAGUAAAAGGCACAUUCUAAAAACAGUUUUUUGCUUUGUCAUUAUAAGGUAUUGUGUGUAGAUUGAUGAGAACAAAACAACUAUUUAAUCAAUUUUAGAAUAAGGCAGUAACGUAACAAAAUGUGGAAAAAGUCAAGGGGUCUGAAUACUUUCCGAAAGCACUGUAUACUUUGCGUUUGUGUAUUAUUUUCAUUCAGAUUUUAUUGGGCUGAUCAAUAUUGAUCUUGUAUUUUUCAAUCUAGAUUCUGACUGGUGAGGACUGGAAUGAGGUGAUGUACAAUGGGAUUCGCUCCCAAGGAGGAGUGCAGUACGGCAUGUGGUCCUCCAUAUACUUCAUAGUGCUCACCCUGUUUGGGAACUGUAUCCUUGCUCAACAUCCUGCUAACCACAAUCGACAGAUUCUGCUCACAUUGUAGAUAGGUUUACGUGUAUCUUAAUUUUUAUUUGAAAGUUGUUGCAUAGACCUAAAGUAGUUGUAGGGUCAUGGGUUGAUUUAUUAGGGGAAAAAGAUGCACUGAGUACAACCCAGGGGAUAUCCCUUUAAUGCGAUUCCACUUGUUUCAAACGUGGUUCAGAUGUUUUGUGGAACUGUCCGAUAGUAGCCUAAUUCAUGUAUUGCAGUUUCAUCCACCCCUGUUAGGAUUCUUGACCAUACUGUGAACAGAUACACUACUCAACGUCUUCUUGGCCAUCGCUGUGGAUAACCUUGCCAACGCACAGGAACUCACCAAGGUGUGUAGUACUGGUUUAAGAGUUUCUACAGAAUGGGGUAUCUUUAAAUUAAAAUAAGUGCUUUCAAAUAAAUGUGUAAGAGUCAUGACCUAUGGCCAUAUCUGCCCAAUAUCAUAAACUAAUUGUGGGAUGUAAAUUACCUUGUGUUUUUAUUUUACCUUUGUUAGGACGAAGAGGAGGAAGAGGAGUUUUUCAAUGCAAGAUACGCCAGAGGCAGAGAUGGCCCGAUGUCUGAGUAAGUGUUCUGUUUAUACUUUUAUCACAAUGGCAGUUGGUCAGGCACCUACUUUGGCCUAGUCUUGAUGAUGAUUAGGAGGGGAUUGAAUCUGAGGGGUGAUCAUGAUGCUUUCUCAAUAUCUAUCGAUUACACAGCCAUAAAACCCAUAGAAAAAUAAGGAUCUACUAUUCUCUUUGAGAAUCUGAUGUAGGCGUUACCAGGAAGAAUGUUUAUUUUCUUUGCGUACAGCUGCAUGAUGAAUCUUCAGGGUUAGAGAGGCAUGUUCUGUGUGUGGAAAAUGUAUGUUUACCUGCCUGUUACAUAGGAUGUGUAAUGGAAAUUGCAUUAGUGAAAUUAGGGAUGAGGCGCAUGUCCUAGUGAUGACAAGCAUCUUCGCUUAUAAAUCUGUCACGUUCGUUCAUAAACGGGUCGGACCAAGGCGCAGCGUGAUAUGCAAACAUGUUUAUUUAACGAAUAAACAUAACGACAAAACAAUAAACCAACGAUACGUGACGUCCUAAGGUACACACAACAAACCUCACAUGGAACAAGAUCCCACAACCCACUAGUGCCAAUAGGCUGCCUAAGUAUGGUCCCCAAUCAGAGACAACGAGCGACAGCUGCCUCUGAUUGGGAACCACACCGGCCAACAUAGAAAUACCCAUACUAGAACCUAUAACAACACAACAUAGAAAAUCACACCCCGACUCAACAAAUAAGAGUCUCCAGAGUCAGGGCGUGACAGUACCCCCCCCCCCCAAAGGUGCGGACUCCAACCGCACAACCUUUACUUAACAGGGUAGGGGCCGGGUGGGCAUUCCGCCUCGGAGGCGGAUCCGGCUCCGGGCGUGACAACCACCUAUUCUCCGCCUCCCUGUUGCGCCCCUGGACUGGUCCGGACCUCGGCGUGCUGCUUCCCCUCUCCUUCCUCCCACUAUACUCCAAGCCCUGUCUGGACCCUGGUGUGGGAGACCCCGAACAUGGAGAGGGGCUGACGUCUGGGUCUGGACUGGAGCCGCUGACCGGAGCUGGACCGGGCACCGGUGGAGCGGACUGCUCAGGCUCCGGACUGGAGCCGCUGACCGGAGCUGGACUAGGCACCGGUGGAGUGGACUGCUCUGGCUCCGGAGUGGAGCCGCUGACCGGAGCUGGAUCAGGCACCGGUGGAGCGGACUGCUCUGGCUCCGGAGUGGAGCCGCUGACCGGAGCUGGACUGGACCCCGGUGGAGUGGACUGCUCUGGCUCCGGAGUGGAGCAGCUGACCGGAGCUGGAUCAGGAACCGGUGGAGCGGACUGCUCUGGCUCCGGACUGGAGCAGCUUACCGGAGCUGGAUCAGGCACUGGUGGAGCGGACUACUCUGGCUCCGGACUGGAGCUGCUGACUGGUGCCGGACCAGGCACCGGUGGAACGGGCACGGGCCGUGCCGGACUGGACACACUCACCACUGGUCUGGUGCGAGGAGCAGGCACGGGCCGAACCGGACUAGGAACAUGCACCACUGUCUUGGUGCGAGGAGCAGGAACAGGCUGGGCCGGACUGGCGACACGCACCACUGGCUUGGUGCGAGGGACAGGAACAGGCCGGGCCGGGCUGCGACGCGCAACACUGGUGGUGCGAGGACAGAAGGCCGGACCGGGCUGGCGACGCGCACCACUGUCUUGGUGCGAGGGGAAGGAACAGGCCGGGCCGGGCUGGCGACGCGCACCACUGGCUUGGUGCGAGGGGCAGGAACAGGCCGGGCCGGCCUGGCGACGCGCAACACUGGCUUGGUGCGAGGGACAGGAACAGGCCGGACCGGGCUGGCGACGCGCACCACUGGCUUGGUGCGAGGAGCAGGAACGGGCCGGACCGGACUGCGAAGGCGGACUGGAGGUCUGGAGCGGAGAGCUGGCACAACCCGUCCUGGCUGGCUACCCACUUUCACACUACACGUGUGGGGUGUUGGCACAGGACGCACUGGGCUGUGCACGCGUACAGGCGAUACAGCUCGUAGAACUGCCGCAGGAUAUGCGGGACCGAGGAGGCGUACUGGAGACCAGGAGCGUUGAGCCGGCACACCCCGUCCUGGCUGGAUGCCCAUCUUCGCACGGCACGUGCGUGGUGCAAGCACAGGACGUACAGGACUGUGCCGGCGCACUGGUGACACAGUACGUAGCUCCGCAUAACACGGAGCUUGCCCAGUCAUACGCUUCCUCGCGUGAGUACGAGGAGUUGGCUCUGCUCUAACCCUAGGCUCCGCCAACCACCCCGUGUGCCCCCCCAAAUUUUUUUAUUGGGGCUGCCUCUCGGGCUUCCUCCUUGACCGGCCUCCUCCGUGUUGCCGUUGCUCCUCUCCUGCCUGGGCAUCUACCUUAGCCCAUGGUCCUUUCCCCGCAAAUAUCUCUUCCCAUGACCCCAAUUUGCCCACCUGUGACAUGGCCCUUCGCUCCGCCUGGGCACGCUGCUUGGUCCUCGUUUGGUGGGAUCUUCUGUCACGUUCGUUGAUGAACGGGUCGGACCAAGGCGCAGCGUGAUAUGCAAACAUGUUUAUUUAACGAAUAAACACAACGACAAAACAAUAAACCAACGAUACGUGACGUCCUAAGGUACACACAACAAACCUCACACGGAACAAGAUCCCACAACCCACUAGUGCCAAUAGGCUGCCUAAGUAUGGUCCCCAAUCAGAGACAACGAGCGACAGCUGCCUCUGAUUGGGAACCACACCGGCCGACAUAGAAAUACCCAUACUAGAACCUAUAACAUAGAACAACACAACAUAGAAAAUCACACCCUGACUCAACAAAUAAGAGUCCCCAGAGUCAGGGCGUGACAACAUCUGAUGUUGUUCUGGGGACUUGCUAAUGAAAAUGCAUGAUUUUAAUUAGAAUUGACUUUUGUUUUGUUUAUUUGAGCAUGUCAUUCAACAGGUAAAUUAAGAAAGAUAACAGGCCAGUCAUACAUGCAUGUUUUUAUUUAUUUAGAAUUUGUUUAUUUGUGCAUGUCAGUCAACAGGUAAAUUAAACCAAAUGACAGGGCAAUUGUAGAGUAUAAACAUAGUAUGUGCUUAGUGUAUAAGCACCACCAACCAUUCUGCUCCCUCUGUAACAGGUACAGGUAGGGGGGAAAAGGAUGCAUGGAUUGUACUGUCCUCUGAUCUUCUCCAGGCACGUUACACUGACUGUGUCAUUUGUCUGUUACUACAUAUUUGAGUGUCAGUCCUAUGUGUUUCAGAGCUAUCAAGAUGGCGCCGCUUUUGAUACGUAUACUGUACUAUGGUGUAAUGUUAUGUAAUGCUGCUUCCAUCAUGUUGUCUUGUUACUCUAUGCCUGUUAUGUGGCACUGACCAAAAUAGAUAUUACAAAAUAUAGAAGUCUAAAUUCUACCACUGCCCCUGUACGGUCAAGGUGAAACAAUUUGUAACUUGGAUAACCACUGUUAUCGGAUAAGAUGUAUAAGCAUCCACUGUCACUACUUAGGAAAUAAUGAUUGAACAGGAUUUGGAUCCAUUUAUCAAGCCUUCAAAGCCAAAUCCCCAUGCCAAAUAUACAAACAUAAUUAUAAGACAAAUAAAAUAAGAUAUAACCAAAUAUACUAGACUGGCAUUAAGGUGACGUCUGUUGACAAUUGGCCUUGACCCUUGACCUGGUUUUGGACUGUGUCACAAGGAUUGUUCUGUUCUGUCUUUGUUCCAAAAACACUAAUGUCUUGUUUUCAACCAAUCACUCAUUGAUUACAUGGACUACAAAAGAGUUUGAACACCCGUAAGUAAAGGUGUCUGUCUGUACCCCUGUCACACCUAAUUCAGUUUCCUUUAUCUUAGAAGAAGAAGUUCAUUUCUAGAUAUCACAGUAUUUCCCUAUUUUAAUUCUGCGCCAUUCCUUUUUGUUUUUGUGACUUUUUGAGUUUGUGUGCUUUCUUCCCAGGUAUUUUCAUCAUUUGAAUUUCAAUUGAAUUUAUGGUGUUUGUUUUAUUUAGAUGAUAAUGCAAUAUGUGAAUUCAAUUCAUCUUUAGCCAUACAAUAUGCAACAUAUCUGAUUCAAAAUGUUAAUAGCAAAUUGCUCUGUCAUGCUAUUUUCGUACUUCAUUAUUGACUUACAUACAUGCAUACAUACAAUGUUAUAUAAUAUGUAGUAUGUUUAUACUGUAUUUAGUGUUGAGAUGCAUCCUUUCAUUGAUACUGUAAGUGUACAUAUGAUGUGGGCGUGAUGCUGCCCUCUAGUGACAGGCUUUGUGUUGUGCUCAAUAGGAGGAGGAGGCGGCCCUACCUCCGCAGGAAGAAGGCCAUCCACAGGGGCCGUAUGGCUGUCCCCGAAGAGGAGGAGGAGAGCGGCGCCGCAGGCGGAGACGACCAACCCCCCAACGGCGCCAACGCCUUCUCCAACCGCCGUGACAGACGGAGGAGGGGGGGAGGAGGAGGAGGAGGAGGAAGAGGCGGAAGAUCCGUGUGGGAGCAGAGGGCCAACCAGCUACGCAAGCGGCGCCAGAUGGAGAGCCAGGAGGUGCUGUUUGGAGGCAGCCCCACCGAGGACACCACUGACACCCCUACCACCGCAUACCGCGCCCCCACCCUUUCCCCAGACGCCAGCCCCGGUCACCUGCCCGAGUCGCCCAUGUCCGGGAUCAUGCCCAUGCCUGAACCCCCGAUGUCCAUCGCCAUCCCGCUGCCGGAACCUCCAGACUCUGAGCCUAUGCCUCUGUUUACAUUGGCUGAGGAGAGAGCGGUGAACCAUCGCCCCGCCGGUGGGGACAGGAGGCACAGGGUGGCCCGGAAGUUCAGGCCUGGCCCUGGGGGGGCGGAGGAGGGAGGGGCGGCGCGGCAUAGGAGGCACCGCCAUCGUGAGGCCCGGGCUGAGGCCAAGAGCAGAGAGUCCCCACAGGAGGAGGUCAGCGAAUCAGGCAGCCGCGAGAGGAAGAUACUAGAAGAGAGGGAGGAGAAGGAAGAAAAAGAGAAGAAGGGGGAAAAAGGAGAGGUUGCUGAGGUGGAGGGAGGAGUGUCGGGCCAGGACGAAGGAGGAGCCAGCAUUAUCAACUUAGAGAGUGAAGAAGAGCAUCUGAGGUAAGACGGUGGUGCUAGGUUCCAUUAUUUUACGCUAAGGGUUAAGGCAUUUUGAUUCGUGAGAUAAGACUUCAGGCCCAAAUUAGGUGUCUAAACACAUCCACACAUUCUCUUCCAUACACCUCCUCUUCAGAGUGUGUAUUGCAGACAUCCCUGAGCCUCCCCUAUGUGAUGACUUCCCUGAGUCCCUACCCCCACCCCUGCUGGACCCUCCACCCCAGAUGGAGGAGGGCGAGGUGGGGGAAACUGGGCAGUGUGAGCCCCUGUCUCAGGACCCUGCAGUGGAGCCAGCUCCAGAACAGUCCACAGACCCCCCAGAGCUCCAGGCGGCAUCCGGCGUCAAUGAUUCGGAGAACAACCCGGACACCCUGAACCGUGAGAAGGGUGAGGAGCCAGGCCAAGGCCUAGACAGCCAGACUAGUGUGAUCAUAGAGAUGUCUGGAGAACAGCCACUGCUGGAGAUCAUCCCUGUGACAGGUAUGCUUCCAUAUAGUCGCUCUUGACCGAAAUUCGUAGCUGAAACAUUCUAGUUCAUUGAAAGCAAUGUAAUUGCCAUUCAUUGUUCUGUACCGUUUCCUGCUGGAAAAAGGAUGGUAACGAUAACGAUGGACUUGUUUUGCCAUGCUUGGCAGGAGCCAGGUCAAAUAACAGGUUUUAUCUUCAAUUUACUUUUAGCUUUACACAGCAGCAAAGAGAUGGAGGUGUACCAGCCUGAGAGGAAGGAGAAGGAGAAGGAAAAGCAGGAGGAGGCGCAGGAGGAGGAGGAGGAGGAGGCCAGCCCUCCCAAACCUGUACCUCCUGACAGCAUGUUCCUCUUCAAGGCAUCCAAUCCGUAAGACUCCCCUUCCUGCCCAUGUCUUGGCAUGCAUUCUAGUGCGGUACUAAUCAAUUCAGUUCAGUUUUAUGGAAGGACUCAGAAACACGUUUCUCUGAUCCCUUUUAGUAUACAUAGGCUAUUGUGUUUCUCUCUCUGCACACACUCCCUCAUGCACUGUAGCUGUACAGCACUCUCACUCUCAGAAAAAAAGGGUAUGGUUAGGGUACAGUAUUGUUCCCUAGGGUACAAAAAUAUAAAAAUCCACAUAAUGUGUCUUCAGAGGUACACAUAUGUGACUCGUUUCAGGAAACUAGGUGUAUAUUACGCGUCACUACUUCACAGGAGAGCCAUUUGAAUGUAAACCUUUAAAAAAUAUAAAAAUUAGUUUUUUGGCAGAAAUGCCUUCUGGAACAUGUGAACUUUCAUGUGCCUUAAUAACAAACUUGUAUGCCAUCUGUAAAUACAAUUAAAAUGGUUAAAUUACGAGCCUAGUUGGUUUAGCCACAGAAAAGACAGCAACCUUCCCGCUAGCCAUGAUUGGCUGAGAUAAUGAGUGGGCUGGACAUGCCGAGAGAUGAGUUCGGAUUGGUCUGCCAUGUAGCACGCUUCUGUCUAUUUGAGCUGGUCAGUAUGUGUAGGUAAUCCUGUCUAACGCGGCUUAAAAAUAUAUAUAUCACGUAGUAGAACUGCAUAAGUGUUGCUCUCCACUUUCUGGAGGACCGAGUUUUGAAAUCAGUGGAAUUAGAGUAUGAAAGCUAAGGAGAUGGAGAAAACACCUGUCUCCGGAUUACAUCUUCAAACUAAGGGCAACCAUGGCAUCCAUGACAGAGAGGGAGAAGCGUACAUCCAUGUAUACGGUUAAGAUAGUCUAGCUAGCUACAUUUUCAGAUAUGAUGUUUCUAAUUUAGUCAGAAAGUCAUUUUCAUUUCAAGUUAAAGUGUACUGUUAGCUAGCUAGCUAAUGUUGGCUGGCUCGCUAGCUAACGUUACGUGUAUGAUCUGUGUAGUAAUAUUAUUCAUAUCUCAGAGCCAUUUGCUUUGCUAGUUAUAACCUAAGUUAGCUAGCUAACAUUGAACCUGGUUGGUUAGCUACCUGCAGAUUCAUGUAGGGUAGUAACAUUAUGAAUUAGGAUUAUGGUUAAUUGUUUAGCUAGCUAGCUACAUGUCUUAACAAAAGACUCCACUAUGCAAGUAACCAUUUCAAUAGAAUGUUAAGGAUGUCACUGCAACAACUGUUGAUAGACUUAGCUAGCAAAUUCGCUCUCGUCUGAGUGUGCCAGAGCACAGAAUAACUGACGAAUUUACGAACGCUCAACACCCGUUGAAUAUGGCCAUGUCAGUAAACGUUGGCAAAAAAAUGUAAAUUGUUUCCAGCAGCACAGUUGCAGUCACCAACGCUCUGGAUAACAUAAAAACAGCCUAACUAGCUCUGCUAGGGCGAGUAAAAUGGUCAGAGUGAGCUGUUCUCUCAUUUGUGUCUGGAAGCAGCUAGCAAGCUAGCCAACGUUAGCCAGUUAGCUUGGUUGCUUGACUGCUGUUGUUAGGACAGAACGCUCGGAUCAACCUUUAAAGAGAUGGGUGGGGCUAAAGCUUAAGAGGGUGUGAAUGAUGCUCUCCAGUAGAUAUACCAAAACAUUCAAAUGCCAUUUUUUCAAAAUUGAGGUUACAAGUUUAUCAACUUUCAAAGCAGAAUUACUUUCCCAUUGUUCCUCAACUGUAGUGUAUGAUAUACAAGCUUAUGUUACUUUGAAACAAAUGCUUCUGGGCUAGGAAAUCUGUCGGUGCCUUACAUUAUUGCUCCUGUAAUCCUUGGAUAAGAGCGUCUGCUAAAUGACCAAUUAUUUAUUUAAUGUUCUAGCUCUGAGUCUCUACUUUUAUCCAAUGUAAAAAACACAAUUUCAAAUGUUGCUACAUUAGACCGAAUCAUGUCGGUCGGUCACAUAUGAUCUCACCGUUCCGUACCUUUUAGGGUACAUGUGUGGAUAAUUUAGUAUGGUACAUUUUUGUACCCAAUAUUUUGAAUAUAAAGGUACAAUUACACACAGUGCGGGUGUGGCUUUCAGUAAGUUAUUUUUGGCCACACAUGAGUGGAAGUGUUGUACAAGUUUAAGUGGUCUAUGGUUAUGUAAAUAAGACUUUUAGCAUGUCCGCUGCCAGUCCUGAAGUCUUUAUAAAGGCUUACAUAAGAGCAUGUGACAAUAAAAUGCAUUAAUCCAAAUUGUAGUGACCUUAAGGCCAGGUACUACAGGAUAAAAUUACAUUUGAAAAUCUACUUAUCGAUUUUUUGCUUUUUUGGUCCAAUAAUAUUAGUAAUUUCAAAAAGUUAAAAUUAAAAUGUAAAAAAGUUGAUGACAAUGUAUAUUUGCAUUAGUUUAUUGUACUACCAUCAUCAAAAUGUAAUGAAUUGUAAACACUUUUAAAUGGACAUACAUUUACAUUUACAUUUACGUCAUUUAGCAGACGCUCUUAUCCAGAGCGACUUACAAAUUGCUGCAUUCACCUUAUAGCCAGUGGGAUAACCAUUUUACAAUAUUAUUAUUAUUAUUAUUUUAUUUUUUGGGGGGGUGGGUUAAGGGGGGGGGGGUAGAAGGAUUACUUUAUCCUAUCCCAGGUAUUCCUUAAAGAGGUGGGGUUUCAAGUGUGUCCAGAAGGUAGUGAGUGACUCCGCUGUCCUGGCGUCGUGAGGGAGCUUGUUCCACCAUUGGGGUGCCAGAGCAGCGAACAGUUUUGACUGGGCUGAGCGGGAACUGUGCUUCCGCAGAGGUAGGGGGGCCAGCAGGCCAGAGGUGGAUGAACGCAAUGCCCUCAUUUGGGUGUAGGCACUGAUCAGAGCCUGAAGGUACGGAGGUGCCGUUCCCCUCACAGCUCCGUAGGCAAGCACCAUGGUCUUGUAGCAGAUGCGAGCUUCAACUGGAAGCCAGUGGAGUGUGCGGAGGAGUGGGGUGACGUGAGAGAACUUGGGAAGGUUGAACACCAAACGGGCUGCGGCAUUCUGGAUGAGUUGUAGGGGUUUAAUGGCAUAGGCAGGGAGCCCAGCCAACAGCGAGUUGCAGUAAUCCAGACGGGAGAUGACAAGUGCCUGGAUUAGGACCUGUGCCGCUUCCUGUGUAAGGCAGGGUCGUACUCUCCGAAUGUUGUAGAGCAUGAACCUACAGGAUCGGGUCACCGCCUUGAUGUUAGCGGGGAACGACAGGGUGUUGUCCAGGGUCACGCCAAGGUUCUUCGCACUCUGGGAGGAGGACACAAUGGAGUUGUCAACCGUGAUGGCGAGAUCAUGGAACGGGCAGUCCUUCCCCGGGAGGAAGAGCAGCUCCGUCUUGCCGAGGUUCAGCUUGAGGUGGUGAUCCGUCAUCCACACUGAUAUGUCUGCCAGACAUGCAGAGAUGCGAUUCGCCACCUGGUUAUCAGAAGGGGGAAAGGAGAAGAUUAGUUGUGUGUCGUCUGCAUAGCAAUGAUAGGAGAGGCCAUGUGAGGAUAUGACAGAGCCAAGUGACUUGGUGCAUAGCGAGAAUAGGAGAGGGCCUAGAACUGAGCCCUGGGGGACACCAGUGGUGAGAGCACGUGGUGCGGAGACAGAUUCUCGCCACGCCACUUGGUAGGAGCGACCUGUCAGGUAGGACGCAAUCCAAGAGUGAGCCGCGCCGGAGAUGCCCACCUCGGAGAGGGUGGAGAGGAGGAUCUUAUGGUUCACAUUAUCAAAGGCAGCAGACAGGUCUAGAAACACAAGAGCAGAGGAGAGAGAGUUAGCUUUAGCAGUGCGGAGAGCCUCCGUGACACAGAGAAGAGCAGUCUCAGUUGAAUGACCAGUCUUGGAACCUGACUGGUUUGGAUCAAGAAGGUCAUUCUGAGAGAGAUAGCAAGAGAGUUGGCUAAAGACGGCACGCUCAAGAGUUUUGGAGAGAAAAGAAAGAAGGGAUACUGGUCUGUAGUUGUUGACGUCAGAGGGAUCGAGUGUUGGUUUUUUGAGAAGGGGUGCAACUCUUGCUCUCUUGAAGACGGAAGGGACAUAGCCAGCGGUCAAGGAUGAGUUGAUGAGCGAGGUGAGGUAAGGGAGAAGGUCACCGGAGAUGGUCUGGAGAAGAGAGGAGGGGAUAGGGUCAAGCGGGCAGGUUGUUGGGCGGCCGGCCGUCACAAGUCGCAAGAUUUCAUCUGGAGAGAGAGGGGAGAAAGAAGUCAAAGCAUAGGGUAGGGCAGUGUGAGCAGGACCAGCAGUGUCAUUUGACUUAACAAACGAGGAUUGGAUGUCGUCAACCUUCUUUUCAAAAUGGUUGACGAAGUCAUCCACAGAGGGGGGGGGGGGGGGGGGGGGGGGGGGGUGAGGAGGAUUCAGCAGGGAGGAGAAGGUGGCAAAGAGCUUCCUAGAAAGUGGCUUUAGCAGCAGAAACAGAUGAAGAAAAUGUAGAGAGGAGGGAGUGAAAAGAUGCCAGGUCCGCAGGGAGUCUAGUUUUCCUCCAUUUCCGUUCGGCUGCCCGGAGCCCUGUUCUGUGAGCUAGCAAUGAGUCGACAAGCCACAGAGCAGGAGGGGAGGACCGAGCCGGCCGGGAGGAUAGGGGACAUAGAGAGUCAAAGGAUGCAGAAAGGGAGGAGAGGAGGGUUGAGGAGGCAGAAUCAGGAGAUUGGAGGGAGAAGGAUUGAGCAGAGGGAAGAGAUGAUAGGAUGGAAGAGGAGAGAGUAGCGGGAGAGAGAGAGCGAAAGUUGCGACGGUGCAUUACUAUCUGAGUAGGGGCAGAGUGAGUAGUGUUGGAGGAGAGCGAGAGAGAAAAUGAUACAAAGUAGUGGUCGGAGACAUGGAGGGGAGUUGCAGUGAGAUUAGUAGAAGAACAGCAUCUAGUAAAGGUGAGGUCAAGCGUAUUGCCUGCCUUGUGAGUAGGGGGGGACGGUGAGAGGGUGAGGUCAAAAGAGGAGAGGAGUGGAAAGAAGGAGGCAGAGAGAAAUGAGUCAAAGGUAGAGGUAGGGAGGUUGAAGUCACCCAGAACUGUGAGGGGUGAGCCAUCCUCAGGAAAGGAACUUAUCAAGGCGUCAAGCUCAUUGAUGAACUCUCCAAGGGAACCUGGAGGGCGAUAAAUGACAAGGAUGUUAAGCUUGAAUGGGCUAGUGACUGUGACAGCAUGGAAUUCAAAUGAGGAGAUAGACAGAUGGGUCAGGGGAAAAAGAGAGAAUGUCCACAUGGGAGAGAUGAGGAUUCCUGUGCCACCACCCCGCUGACCAGAUGCUCUCGGGGUAUGCGAGAACACAUGGUCAGACGAGGAGAGAGCAGUAGGAGUAGCAGUGUUUUCAGUGGUAAUCCAUGUUUCCGUCAGCGCCAAGAAGUCGAGGGACUGGAGGGUAGCAUAGGCUGAGAUGAACUCUGCCUUGUUGGCCGCAGAACGGCAGUUCCAGAGGCUGCCGGAGACCUGGAACUCCACGUGGGUGGUGCGUGCAGGGACCACCAGGUUAGAGAGGCAGCAGCCACGCGGUGUGAGGCGUUUGUAUAGCCUGUGCGGAGAGGAGAGAACAGGGAUAGACAGAGGCAUAGUUGACAGGCUACAGAAAAUGGCUACAAUAAUGCAAAGGAGAUUGGAAUGAAAUGAACUAAACAUCUGGGAAAGCGAGAGAGCGGGGCCUCCCUCACUUACGUUUCACUGAAACACCCAAAUAUAACUCUCCCAACUUCCACCUCAGAAACUAUAAUUGUUGUAAACUACAGCGGUUCAAUGUUUUCUAGGAAUAGACUAACUUAGUUUAUUCAGCUAGCUAACUUGGUACAGUAUUCUUCCGUGAAAACCGUCCAGGGCACCUAGUCAUAUGACGCCACAGCCAACUAGCAUGCCGGACUCCAACAACACGGUUUAGCACCAAUACUCGGCCACAACAAACCACCAGUGUGUCAACACGCCAAGCAGAUCAUUUGUGUCCGUGUCUAACGUUGUGGGUUAGUCCCGACAGCUUGAGCGAGUCCGUCGUCAACUUAUUCAUCCAGUUAGUUAGCUAGAAUAGUUAGCAUACUAGCUAGCCAUUGCUUUCUGCCAACGAAGAAACCCCUCCUCCCACGGCACGAACACACAGAGAGAGCCAAGCUAACGUUAACUAGUCACCCAUGUCCCGAAUUCACUUGAACGACUCUGGCUAUCAGUAUGUAAAAACAAAACACAAAUGUAGGUUAUAACUUACCCCUAGCAGCUACUGUUAGCUAGCCAAGUGCAAAGCUAGCCACUGUAUUGACUCAGCCAGUUCGCGUCUGUUCGCUAGGUCGUUCCAGCUAUUGUUUAGUAGCUAUCCAGGUAGCAACAAGCUAGCUACAUUUCAAGCACAGUAGCCACUUACUACCUAACGUUAACGCUUCAGACAAUGAGGUUAGAAAAACAGCUGAAUGGUAGACAUUAUUGUAUGUAAUUAUUGUAGGCAGCUAGCUGGCGUAAAUACAGGUACUCUCAGGCGUGAAACAACUAUCCACAGUUGCUAAUAGUUACCAGUAGCUACCCGCUAGCUAGUCCAGGUAGUGGGUUAGCUAGCUUUGUGCUUCACCGGGCUCAGCCGAAUACAAUACUAACCUACAAUAAUUAUAUACAACAACCCACGAUAACUACCUACAAUACCUAACUACAAUCUAAAUACAUAGUUUAAGCUUUACUCGACAAAGCCCAAACUAUGUAUAUAAGCCAUAUAAGCCAAGCUUACCUCCCGCCAGAGAGAGACACAACCUCACCCGACGACGACCGCACAUGUAAUAAUUUCCAUAAUUUCAAAGCUCUCAACAUUGAAUCACACAUCAUUUAAAAGCCCAUUUCAUAGAGAAUGUUACAAACUGGACUAAAUGUGGUAACUUACUUUGAAAAGAUGGUGAUUGGGUCUAAAUAGGUGUUUGGCGUUUGAUAGUCUAAAUUCAGUGUACUUGUCUGUAACUGCCAUUUCCCGAAAGUCAGACUCUUCCCAUACGCCAACAAAUUUUUCUCAGCCUUAGAAGCAUCUGAAUUCACCAAAUUUAGUCAAGACACUUCACUUUAGACUUAUUCUCCAGAUUUAUUCAUAGGAAAUUGUUGAUAUGUUGUUAAAUGUUUAUUUUAGAUUACAUUUUCUUCCCAAAAAUUCGACACAAAUUCAUUUUACGUACCUUUCUUUAGUAUUUUACUGAUAGAAGAUGAAAAACAUAUUUAUCCACAAUCUGCUAUGUCAAAGUCCGGUCCUGAAGUGUCUUGACAAAAUUUAGAAAAUAUGCGCAUAUUUAAUUAAAUAUUACCUAAUUUGCAUUCAAUAGUUCUGAAAAUGUGUAAUACAAAAAAGUAUUAUAUUUGUGUCCACAUUCAACUGGUAAAAGUUGAUUGUGAUAUGAUUAAUGGAAAAAAAUACCCUAUUAGGGUGUGGUGUCUGGCUUUAACCCUUUAAUCCUCUGUAGCUCAAUUGGUAGAGCAUGGCGCUUGUAACGCCAGGGUAGUGGGUUCGAUCCCCGGGACCACCCAUACGUAAAAAUGUAUGCACACAUGACUGUAAGUCGCUUUGGAUAAAAGCGUCUGCUAAAUGGCAUAUUAUUAUUAUUAUUAUAUUAUAACACUGAGAGACCUAAUGGUUAAGGUGUUGGCUUGACAGUUGCUGGACUCAGGUUCAAGUCCUGGUCAGGGCUACCCUCUGAAUUCGCUACAUUUGUGUCAGAAUUAGGAUGGCAGAGAGGUGUGUACAUGUGAGGGACUUGGUAUAGAGAAGAUGCACAUGUUUGGCACUUAAAAGGAACAAACGGCUUUGUCACUGGUGGUACCCUAUAAAGGCACAUUUGUACCUUUUUCUAUCUUAUCCCCAAAGGUACACAAUUGGCUCUUUUAAGGUACAAACUGCAAGGGUACAAUUAUGUACCUAUAACUAAUGGUACAAUGGGCAUACCUUAGAGGGUACCACUACAGUGGCAAGCGUUUGUACCCCUUUAAGUACAAUUCUGUACCUUUUUUUCUGAGAGUGUAUGAGCGACCAUUAGUGUAUCUGAUACUGUCAACUCCUCUUUUUUGAUCUGUAGGAUCAGGAGGAUCUGUCACUAUGUGGUGACCAUGCGCUACUUUGAGAUGACCAUCUUGCUGGUGAUCGUGGCUAGCAGCAUCGCUCUGGCUGCUGAAGACCCUGUGUGCACCAAUUCUGACAGAAACAGGGUAAGUUCAAUAUGAUUUUGGAAUGUUUGUAUCAGUGACGUGAAGAUGUGUAUUUCCUCUCACAUAAUUGUUGGAUGUGUUUGCUUUUCUAGGUUCUCCGUUACUUUGAUUACGUCUUUACUGGAGUCUUCACGUUUGAAAUGAUCAUAAAGGUGAGAUACUCAAAGAGAAAUGAUCAAUUAUGAACCUCCUAAAACUAUGCACAGAAAUACACUUGUAACAUUGUUUUUAGUGUAGUAACUUAUGUUGUCUUUUGUGUGUGUGUGUUUGUGUUUAUGUGUAUCUAUGUUGUGUGUGUGUGGGCACGUGCGUGUGUGUGGUUGUGUAUCUAUGUUGUCGUGUGUAUGUGUGCGUGUGUCCUCCAGAUGAUUGACCUGGGCCUACUUCUGCACGACGGCUCCUACUUCCGUGACCUGUGGAAUAUUCUGGACUUCAUCGUGGUGGUGGGAGCUCUGAUCGCCUUCGCUCUGACGUGAGUCACAACGCUUCUGGUGCUGGAUUAGUAAUCACACUGACUCACCGACUCACAUCUUUAUAUACUGCACUGUAGCAAAUCUCAAAAUAUAUAAAACUAAGUGUCUGACAUGCAUCUUCUGGUUGAUGCCUCAUGCAGUGAUAUAAAUAUUACAUUUCCUAUGUCUUUGUUUUAACCCUUUCCCCUCUGACAGGUGAACAUGUUAAUUAACUUUCAGUCUCUUGUAGGCUAACAGACUAAUAACGUAAUCAAGUAGCUAGCUAGCGCUCACAAGAUUUAGUUCUGGGUUGCGAGAUUAAUUAACUUGUGCUUCUCCCCUGCCUUAUACACUGCUCAAAAAAAUAAAGGGAACACUUAAACAACACAAUGUAACUCCAAGUCAAUCACACUUCUGUGAAAUCAAACUGUCCACUUAGGAAGCAACACUGAUUGACAAUACAUUUCACAUGCUGUUGUGCAAAUGGAAUAGACAACAGGUGGAAAUUAUAGGCAAUUAGCAAGACACCUCCAAUAAAGGACUGGUUUUGCAGGUGGUGACCACAGACCACUUCCCAGUUCCUAUGCUUCCUGGCUGAUGUUUUGGUCACUUUUGAAUUCUGGCGGUGCUUUCACUCUAGUGGUAGCAUGAGACGGAGUCUACAACCCACACAAGUGGCUCAGGUAGUGCAGCUCAUCCAGGAUGGCACAUCAAUGCGAGCUGUGGCAAGAAGGUUUGCUGUGUCUGUCAGCGUAGUGUCCAUGGCAUGGAGGCGCUACCAGGAGACAGGCCAGUACAUCAGGAGACGUGGAGGAGGCCGUAGGAGGGCAACAACCCAGCAGCAGGACUGCUACCUCCGCCUUUGUGCAAGGAGGAGCAGGAGGAGCACUGCCAGAGCCCUGCAAAAUGACCUCCAGCAGGCCACAAAUGUGCAUGUGUCUGCUCAAACGGUCAGAAACAGACUCCAUGAGGGUGGUAUGAGGGCCCGAUAUCCACAGGUGGGGGUUGUGCUUACAGCCCAACACCGUGCAGGACGUUUGGCAUUUGCCAGAGAACACCAAGAUUGGCAAAUUCGCCACUGGCGCCCUGUGCUCUUCACAGAUGAAAGCAGGUUCACACUGAGCACAUGUGACAGACGUGACAGAGUCUGGAGACGCCGUGGAGAACAUUCUGCUGCCUGCAACAUCCUCCAGCAUGACCGGUUUGGCGGUGGUUCAGUCAUGGUGUGGGGUGGCAUUUCUUUGGGGGGCCGCACAGCCCUCCAUGUGCUCGCCAGAGGUAGCCUGACUGCCAUUAGGUACCGAGAUGAGAUCCUCAGACCCCUUGUGAGACCAUAUGCUGGUGCGGUUGGCCCUGGGUUCCUCCUAAUGCAAGACAAUGCUAGACCUCAUGUGGCUGGAGUGUGUCAGCAGUUCCUGCAAGAGGAAGGCAUUGAUGCUAUGGACUGGCCCGCCCGUUCCCCAGACCUGAAUCCAAUUGAGCACAUCUGGGACAUCAUGUCUCGCUCCAUCCACCAACGCCACAUUGCACCACAGACUGUCCAGGAGUUGGCGGAUGCUUUAGUCCAGGUCUGGGAGGAGAUCCCUCAGGAGACCAUCCGCCACCUCAUCAGGAGCAUGCCCAGGCGUUGUAGGGAGGUCAUACAGGCACGUGGAGGCCACACACACUACUGAGCCUCAUUUUGACUCAUUUUAAGGACAAUACAUCAAAGUUGGAUCAGCCUGUAGUGUGGUUUUCCACUUUAAUUUUGAGGGUGACUCCAAAUCCAGACCUCCAUGGGUUGAUAAAUUUGAUGUCCAUUGAUAAUUUUUGUGUGAUUUUGUUGUCAGCACAUUCAACUAUGUAAAGAAAAAAGUAUUUAAUAAGAUUAUUUCAUUCAUUCAGAUCUAGGAUGUGUUAUUAUAGUGUUCCCUUUAUUUUUUUGAGCAGUGUAUAUACUUAUGACUGUGUGUUGAUUUCUCUGUUGUGGAUAUAGCUGUAACUGUGAUCCUCAUUGUGUAUCUCUAUUUAUGCUUCUAUUUCUCUGUUGUUCCUGGGGAAUUUAUCACUGUUGGGGCUUCCAGGAAUGUGAUUGGGUAAAGCAAACACUUCUCACUCUCAUACUUGUCAUGUACAAUUUGUCAUACACUUCUCAUAGAAUUCUCAUGUACUUCCCAUACUUCUUGUACACAAUUCACCAUGUCUUUUGUCAGAUACUUCUCACUCAGCUACGAAACUUUAAAGUACUGAAUACAAAUGAAUUCAUAUUACUCUGGUAAUCUUCUUUAUAGUAUUGUUUUUCAUCAAAAGAUGGAGAUAUUUUUUGUUAAUGUGUGUGUGUGUGCGUGUGUACGUGCACUCGCUCGUGCAUGUGUGCGUGCAUGCAUGUGUGUCUUCUGUCCCCACAGUACACUAAAACACAUCUCUAUAUCAACAGGAACCACAAAGGCAGAGACAUCAAGACCAUCAAGUCCCUCAGGGUCCUGAGAGUCCUACGACCUCUGAAGACCAUCAAGAGACUCCCCAAACUCAAGGUACUGUACUGUGUAUAUGUUCAUAUAUAUUCAUCUGCCAACAUGUCAAUGUUUAGUUGACCUUGGCUUCUUCAUUAAAAUGAAUGAAAUCUUUCAAGGAAUUUCCAGUGAAUGUGGGUUUUUACCUUCGAUCUGUGCUACCAUGUCAUUAUGUUAUCAUCUCUCCUCCUCCUAUACAGGCAGUGUUUGACUGUGUGGUGACGUCCCUGAAGAACGUCUUCAACAUCCUCAUCGUCUACAAGCUCUUCAUGUUCAUCUUCGCUGUCAUCGCCGUGCAGCUCUUCAAGGGAAAGUUCUUCUAUUGCACCGACAGCUCCAUUGACACAGAGAAGGAGUGCCAGUGAGUCAAACACACAGAUAUACACACUGACUGCUGCCCCCACUUACAGUACACCCACUGGAAUAAACAAAGACAUACAACACAUUGAUCUUACUAAUUUAUCUCUUCAUAAUCUAAUGAAGAAAUAAAUAUAAUUAAGUCGUGAUCAUCCACACACCACCCAUUUUGUGAGUGAUCAGAGGAAUCCCAACCUCUGGCUCUGUCCCCUAACCUCCAUUCUGUUUCCUACAGAGGUUACUACAUAGACUAUGCUCGAGACAAGAAGGAAUUGAAGAAGAGGGAGUGGAAGAGACAUGAGUUCCACUAUGACAAUGUCUGCUGGGCUCUGCUCACCCUCUUCACCGUUUCCACAGGAGAGGGCUGGCCGCAGUGAGUCCCUGAUGUUCCCAGCACUAUACUCUUAGAAAAAAGGGUUCCAAAAGGGUUCUUCGACUGUCCCCAUAGGAUAACCCUUUUUUGUUCCAGAUAGAACCCUUUUUGGUUCCAGGUAGAAUGCUUUUGGUUUCCAUGUAGAACCCUCUGUGAAAAUGGUUCUUCAUGGAACCCAAAAGGGUUCUUCCUGCAACCAAUAGGGUUCUACCUGGAACCAAAAAGGACUCUUCAAACGGUUCUCCUAUGGGGACAGCCGAAGAACCCUUUUAGGUUCUAAAUAGCACCUUUUUUUCUAAGAGUGUAUGCUCUAACACCAAAUGAAUGCCAUUUGAUAGGGGAUUCAGAGAGACCGUUUUGAUAUUAGUCUCUCUCUCUCUCUCUCUCUCUCUCUCUCUCUCUCUCCAGGGUCCUGCAGCAUUCUGUGGACGUGACAGAGGAGGACAGGGGUCCAAGUCGGGGCAACAGGAUGGAGAUGUCCAUCUUCUACGUCGUCUACUUCGUGGUCUUCCCUUUCUUCUUUGUCAACAUCUUCGUCGCUCUCAUCAUCAUCACCUUCCAGGAACAGGGGGAUAAGAUGAUGGAGGAGUGCAGCUUGGAGAAGAACGAGGUACAGGACAGAAAAGCGGCAUACAAAUGCACUCCCAGUCUACUGUAGCUUGAACAUACUUAACUCAUACACACAUUCUUACAAUACAAACACAGAAAGCAUUAGACCUAUCACUAAAAGCUUCAGUCAUACAAAAGUUAUACUUAAAUCCGAACUGGUUCUCUAGCAAAUUAGUAAGAUUGUCUCAACCCAUGUUCAAGAAUGGCCUUUUUCCCUUUAUUCAGAUUACAACCUCUCACUUUCAGUUAUUUGAAAAGGAAAUAAUCUCCCAAAUAUCACUAUUUCUAAAACAAGCCAUAGAAAGUUGGUUGCAAUUUCAAUUUAAUCCUUCAGAAACGACAGAACAAAUAAUGCAACAAAUAUUGUGGUUAAACUCAAAUAUACUAAUUGAUAAGAAAACAUUAUUUUUUUAAAGAAUGUUUAAAAAAGGUAUAAUCUUCGUAAAUUAUAUCAUAGGUAGGACUGGUGGAGUGAUGUCGCACAUGCAGCUAACAAAAACAUAUGGAAAUGUCUGCUCUACCCAAAAUUACAACCAAAUAAUAGCAGCAUUACCGCAAAAAUGGAAGAGGAAAGUGGAAGGGGGAAAAAGUAAAGAACUUGUCUGUCGGCCCUGCAUUAAAGAACAUAAUUGGUUAAAGAAAAUUGUGAUAAAUAAAAAAAGUUUACCAGUUUCAUUUAAGGACCAAAGGAUUGACAGGAGGGUUAACUCCUGUCUCAGCUCCUCCUGUUGCCUGGCCAGCUCCUCUCUCCGUGCAUCCACAAAUUCCUUCUCCCUUUGGGCCUCCUGCAGCGCCUCCUUCUGAAGUGAGAGCUCCUGCUCCCUCUUCUCUAACAGCCCCCGUAAUGUGGUGGCCUCCUCUCUCAUACUGCUGAUCCGCAGGUCUUGGAGGACCUCUACAAUAGCGGCCUCCUCCUCCACAGUCAGCCCUUUCACUGCCUCCUGCUGCUUCGUCGACCACCCCGUGUGCUUCCGCAAAACAUUUUCUUGGGGUUGCCUCUCGGAGUCGCCGUCAAUCCUCUCCUACCUGGGCUUCUACCAUCGCCCAGGGUCCUUUCACAGCAAAUAUCUCCUCCCAAGACCACAUCUUCCCCACCUGUGUCCAGGGUGUUUGCUCCUCCUGGGCACGCUGCUUGGUCCGUAUGUGGUGGAAUCUUCUGUCACGUUCGUUGAGUACAGAAUUGGCCCAAGGUGCAGCGUGGAAUGCAUACAUGUUUAUUAACGAAGUUACACACGACAAAACAAUAAAAGCAACAUAACGUGAAGCUCACAAUGGCUACACACAAACAAGCCAAACAAGAGUCAAGAUCCCACAACAUAGGUAGGCAAAAUGGCUACCUAAGUAUGAUCCCCAAUCAGAGACAACGAUCGACAGCUGCCUCUGAUUGGGAACCACACCCGGCCAACAUAGAUCUACAAACAUAGAAUGUACACAUAGAAAUACACACCCUGACCAAACCAACUAAAGAAAACCGGUCUCUCAAGGCCAGGGAGUGACACUUAAGGACAACAAAGUCAAGGUAUUGGAGUGGCCAUCACAAAGCCCUGACCUCAAUCCUAUAGAACAUUUGUGGGCAGAACUGAAAAAGCGUGUGCGAGCAACAAGGCCUACAAACCUGACUCAGUUACACCAGCUCUGUCAGGAGGAAUGGGUCAAAAUUCACCCAACUUAUUGUGGGAAGCUUGUGGAAGGCUACCCAAAACGUUUGACCCAAGUUAAACAAUUUAAAGGCAAUGCUACCAAAUACUAAUUGAGUGUAUGUAAACUUCUGACCCACUGGGAAUGUGAUGAAAGAAAUAAAAGCUGAAAUAAAUCAUUCUCUCUAAUAUUAUUCUGACAUUUCACAUUCUUAAAAUAAAGUGGUGAUCCUAACUGACCUAAGACAGGGGAUUUUUACUAGGAUUAAAUGUCAGGAAUUUAUCAGCAACCAUCAGUCCUGUGUUCCAAUGGCAUGUUGGGUUUGCUAAUCCAAGUUUAUCAUUUUAAAAGGCUAAUUGAUCAUUAGAAAACCCUUUUGCAAUUAUGAUAGCACAGCUGAAAACUGUUGUGUUGAUUAAAGAAGCAAUAAAACUGGCCUUCUUGAGACUAGUUGAGUAUCUGGAGCAUCAGCAAUUGUGGGUUCGAUUACAGGCUCAAAAUGGCCAGAAACAAAGAACUUUCUUCUGAAACUUCUUGUUCUGAGAAAAGAAGGCUAUUCUAUGCGAGAAAUUGCCAAGAAACUGAAGAUCUCGUACAAUGCUGUGUACUACUCCCUUCACAGAACAGCGCAAACUGGCGCUAACCAGAAUAGAAAGAGGAGUGGGAGGCCCCGGUGCACAACUGAGCAAGAGGACAAAUACAUUAGAGUGUCUAGUUUGAGAAACAGGCGCCUCACAGGUCCUCAACUGGCAGCUUCAUUAAAUACAGUGGCUUGCGAAAGUAUUCACCCCCCUUGGCAUUUUUCCUAUUUUGUUGCCUUACAACCUGGAAUUAAAAUGGAUUUUGUGGGGGUUUGUAUCAUUUGAUUUACACAACAUGCCUACCACUUUGAAGAUGUAAAAUAUUUUUUCUUGUGAAACAAACAAGAAAUAAGACAAAAAAACUGAAAACUUGAGUGUGCAUAACUAUUCACCCCUUCCAAAGUCAAUACUUUGUAGAGCCACCUUGUGCAGCAAUUACAGCUGCAAGUCUCUUGGGGUAUGUCUCUAUAAGCUUGGCACAUCUAGCCACUGGGAUUUUUGCCCAUUCUUCAAGGCAAAACUGCUCCAGCUCCUUCAAGUUGGAUGGGUUCCGCUGGUGUACAGCAAUCUUUAAGUCAUACCACAGAUUCUCAAUUGGAUUAAGGUCUGGGAUUUGACUAGGCCUAUCCAAAACAUUUAAAUGUUUCCCCUUAAACCACUCGAGUGUUGCUUUGGCAGUAUACUUAGGGUCAUUGUCCUGCUGGAAGGUGAACCUCCGUCCCAGACUCAAAUCUCUGGAAGACUGAAACAGGUUUCCCUCAAGAAUUUCCCUGUAUUUAGCGCCAUCCAUCAUUCCUUCAAUUCUGACCAGUUUCCCAGUCCCUGCCGAUGAAAAACAUCCCCACAGCAUGAUGCUGCUACAAACAUGCUUCACCGUGGGGAUGGUGUUCUCGGGUGAUGAGAGGUGUUGGGUUUGCGCCAGACAUAGCGUUUUCCUUGAUAGCCUCAUCUGACCAGAAUACCUUCUUCCAUAUGUUUGGGGAGUCUCCCACAUACCUUUUGGCGAACACCAAAUGUGUUUGCUUAUUUUUUUCUUUAAGAAAUUGCUUUUUUAUGGCCACUCUUCCGUAAAGCCCAGCUCUGUGGAGUAUACAGCUUAAAGUGGUCCUAUGGACAGAUACUCCAAUCUCUGCCGUGGAGCGUUGCAGCUCCUUCAGGGUUAUCUUUGGUCUCUUUGUUGCCUCUCUGAUUAAUGCCCUCCUUGCCUGGUCCGUGAGUUUUGGUGGGCGGCCCUCUCUUGGCAGGUUUGUUGUGGUGCCAUAUUCUUUCCAUUUUUUAAUUUUGGAUUUAAUGGUGCUCCGUGGGAUGUUCAAAGUUUCAGAUAUUUCUUUAGAACCCAACCCUGAUCUGUACUUCUCCACAACUUUGUCCCUGACCUGUUUGGAGAGCUCCUUGGUCUUCAUGGUGCCACUUGCUUGGUGGUGCCCCUUGCUUAGUGGUGUUGCAGACUCUGGGGCCUUUCAGAACAGGUGUAUAUAUACUGAGAUCAUGUGACACUUAGAUUGCACACAGGUGGACUUUAUUUAACUAAUUAUGUGACUUCUGAAGGUAAUUGGUUUCACCAGAUCUUAUUUAGGGGCUUCAUAGCAAAUGGGGUGAAUAAAUAUGCACGCACCACUUUUCCGUUAUUUAUUAAUUUUGUAUUAAUUUUUUUUCAUUUCACUUCACCAAUUUGGACUAUUUUGUGUAUGUCCAUUACAUGAAAUCCAAAUAAAAAUCCAUUUAAAUUACAGGUUGUAAUGCAACAAAAUAGGAAAAACGCCAAGGAGGAUGAAUACUUUUGCAAGGUACUGUAGUACCGCAAAACACCAGUCUCAACGUCAACAGUGAAGAGGCGACUCCGGGAUGCUGACCUUCUAGGCAGAGUUGCAAAGAAAAAGCCAUAUCUCAGACUGGCCAUCAGUCGUGUGUUCCAAUGGCACGUUGUGUUUGCUAAUCCAAGUUUAUCAUUUUAAAAGGCUAAUUGAUCAUUAGAAAACCCUUUUGCAAUUAUGUUAGCACAGCCCGAAACUGGCCUUCUUGAGACUAGUUGAGUAUCUGGAGCAUCAGCAAUUGUGGGUUUGAUUACAGGCUCAAAAUGGCCAGAAACAAAUAACUUUCUUCUGAAACUCGUCAGUCUAUUCGUGUUCUGAGAAAUGAAGGCUAUUCCAUGCGAGAAAUUGCCAAGAAACUGAAGAUCUCGUACAACGCUGUGUACUACUCCCUUCACAGAACAGCGCAAACUGGCUCUAACCAGAAUAGAAAGAGGAGUGGGAGGCCCCGGUGCACAACUGAGCAAGAGGACAAAUACAUUAGAGUGUCUAGUUUGAGAAACAGGUGCCUCACAGGCAGCUUCAUUAAAUAGUACCCGCAAAACAACAGUCUCAACGUCAACAGUGAAGAGGCGACUCCGGGAUGCUGACCUUCUAGGCAGAGUUGCAAAGAAAAAGCCAUAUCUCAGACUGGCCAAUAAAAAGAAAAGAUUAAGAUGGCCAGUCUGAGAUAUGGCUUUUUCUUUGCAUCUCUGCCUAGAAGGUCAGCAUCCCGGAGUCGCCUCUUCACUGUUGACGUUGAGACUGGUGUUUUGCUGGUACUAUUUAAUGAAGCUGCCAGUUGAGGACCUGUGAAGCAUCUGUUUUUCAAACUAGGCACUCUAAUGUAUUUGUCCUCUUGCUCAGUUGUGCACCGGGGCCUCCCACUCCUCUUUCUAUUCUGGUUAGAGCCAGUUUGCGCUGUUCUGUGAAGGGAGUAGUACACAGUGUUGUACGAGAUCUUUAGUUUCUUGGCAAUUUCUCGCAUUGAAUAGCCUUCAUUUCUCAGAACAAGAAUAGACUGACGAGUUUCAGAAGAAAGUUAUUUGUUUCUGGCCAUUUUGAGCCUGUAAUCGAACCCACAAUUGCUGAUGCUCCAGAUACUCAACUAGUCUCAAGAAGGCCAGUUUUAUUGCUUCUUUAAUCAACACAACAGUUUUCAGCUGUGCUAACAUAAUUGCAAAAGGAUUUUCUAAUGAUCAGUUAGCCUUUUAAAAUGAUAAACUUGGAUUAGCAAACACAACGUGCCAUUGGAACAAUAUUCCAUUAAAAAUAAAAAAUUAAAAAUAAAAAAUUACCCAGGAUUUCAUGAAAUUAAUUCACCUAUAAUAACCAUCUUGGUAACUCAAUCAGAUAUACACUUUUCAUUGAUCACAAUAAUCGUAACAAUUUAAUUCCUGAUUUAUUUAUCUUCUUUUUAUUCUCUCUCCGUCAGAGGGCAUGCAUUGACUUUACCAUCAGUGCCAAGCCCCUGACGUGCUACAUGCCUCAGAACAGACAGACCUUCCAGUACCGGCUGUGGCACUUUGUGGUGUCACCAUCGUUUGAGUACACAGUGCUGGUCAUGAUCGCCCUCAACACUGUGGUGCUCAUGAUGAAGGUAUGGAACCUAUAUAUUUUUAACACAGCUAUACAUGACAAUAUGUGCAGGCCUUUGUAAGAAUCUAGUUUCACUCUCAAAGUCUCUAAUCCGUAGGAGAAAGCCCAAUGUAACCGUGUUUGUCUGAUAACAGUUUAAUAUUACACAUCUCUGACUCUUCCUAUUAAAUAUGUUACCCUCUUCUUUGCCAUCGCUCUACGGAGGUUGACAUUUAUUGUCAUGAGUUGUGCCCUGGAGGCAGAACUGAGAGGUUUCUACUAGAUGGGCCUGCUGCAAAGUCAAAAUUGGCUAUAUUGUAAAGAUUGGUUAAAACAAAAAUUUGCUUUUUGGUCUUAAUUUAAGGUUAGAGUUAGGCAUUAGGGUUAGCAGUGUGGUUAAAGUUAAGGUUAGGUUAUAUUUAAAAUCAAAUUGUAUGACUUUGUGGCUGUGCCAGCUAGUAACCACUCUGCAGAGCUGCCUCCAGUACAUGAGUCAUCUCAAUAAAUGCCAACCUGCUCACUGUUUGAUACAUCUGGUCUUACCCUGACUGUGUCCUCUUUAUCUACAGUACAACUCCGCUCCAGCAGCGUAUGAUACGGUAUUGAAGCACCUGAACACAGCCUUCACCGUUCUCUUUUCCCUGGAGUGUAUCCUCAAGAUCAUGGCCUUUGGUUUUGUGGUAAGCAAGACAAUAGGACAUUAGUGAACUGUUGGUAAAAUGUAAUUAACUGAUCCAAUGACAUGGUAGCAUGUUCAGAUAUAUCCUUUCCAUUCAAGAACGAAGCCUUGCUAUUGUCGAAUGGUGUUCAUUUGCCCCCUGACAGAACUAUUUUCGAGACACUUGGAACAUUUUUGACUUCAUCACCGUGCUCGGCAGCAUCACUGAGAUCGUUGUGGAUUUACAGGUAAUGUUUCGCUCUAGCUCAUUAACCUUUACUUUAUAACCAUUCUGAUCCAGGAGCUUGUAGUCCUGUAAAGCUUUUUCUCUCAGUAGAAACUAGGCUAUUAAAGUUGUAAACUCACUUGUUCACUUGAGCACCUUUCAAUCAAAUCUAUCUCUAUAUGUCCCAAUCUGCCUAUGUGCUGUCUUUGCCUUUCUCUAACACCUUCUCUCUCCCCGGACCCUUCUCCUUUCUGUAUAUUCCUUGCCCUCUCCACCUCUCUAUAUUUCCUGUGGUCUGUCUAUCUCAGUCAAUAAACACGUUCAAUAUGAGUUUCCUGAAGCUGUUCCGGGCUGCCAGGCUGAUCAAGCUGUUGAGGCAGGGCUACACCAUACGAAUCCUGCUCUGGACCUUCGUGCAAUCGUUUAAGGUCAGCCAUGUUCUCCCCUACUUUUACCAUCUUUCGUCCACUUAAAAAAUAUCCAACUUUGUUAACAUAAAUGGUUUUUUGUCUUUAUUUUGUGUGUCCCUUGUCCCAGUACACUUCGAUGGACCUACAGCAGUGGUCACCAACCUUUUCUGAGUCAAGAUCACUUUCGCAGUCAAAAAGCAAGCCGAGAUCUAUCAUUAAACUAAUAUAAACAGUUCUGUAGGAAUUAGGUUUGUGCAGUAGGCCUAAUACAUUUUCACAGCAUAUUGGCUAUAUGCCUGGCCUGCAAACAUUGUUCUUCUCAGACCAUAUUAUAUUUCAAAACUCGAGCUUUGAUAACAAAAUAGAUCAGUUGGUGUAGCACUUGCGAGGCACAGCUGAGCAUAAAUUGAAAUAAUUUGCUAAUAACUAAUUUUUUUAUUUUACUGGACUGAUGGUACCUGCAUCUGAUGGUCAUGGUGCUUUCAAGACAACUGGGAACUCUGAAAAAACUAGGUCAAAUCAUGAUGUCAGUGAACUUCCGGUCGGAAAGUCGACGCUCUAGAAAGAUGCCCGAAUUUCCGAGUUGGAUGACCGUUCAAAAUGAUUUUACCCAGUUGGAUCUCAUUUUAUCCCCAGAGUUCACAGUUGUCUGGAACGCACUGAAGUCGGAAGUCGGAGAUUUCCAAGUUCCCAGUUUAUUAGAACACGUCAUUAGUCCCAGCGGAGGGAGGGAGAGAGCAACAGAGGGUCCUCGUCUCACGGUCCCUGUUCUCUCCUUCCUUUCCUCCGGUGAGACUGACCAGAGAGGGGACAGUCUUCCACCUGAUGACGAAACUCGAGUUGCACCGCAUCUGCCUAAGCCACAAAUUAAUGUUGUCCCUAUGAUCAGAGAAAGUGAAAUACUCUUCGAUAUUAAAAUAGACACGACGAGCUGCUAAUAAUAAAAACGCAAGGUUAUCGAUACACUUGGUUACUCAUUCAUUGCCGCUGCAGCGCGAGUGGAAGUAGAGAAAAGCAUGUUUUAUGUUUUGCAAUAGUGUUGAAUAAUAAACAGUGUUGACAGUGCUGGAUAAAAUUUAUACAUGAACUCACUCAUAAAAACAGCAGCUCUUUGCUGUAUUUGACAGUCUCUCUCUGGUCAAUUUUUUAAAAAUUAUGAAAUCUCACAUAGGCUAGUAUCAAACUUUGCUGUGGCCAGGGUCAUGGAAGCUGUAGGUAGGCACAGUGACUUGAGCUAUCCAAUUGGUCAGCACAGUAGGUGCACUCAAUUUAAUCACAGAUCUCCGGGUCCGCCGGGUAGGCAGAGUUUGUAUUUUCAGACAAAUGAAAUGGUUCAAAAGGGGAACACUUUGCUUACCCGGUGAGCAGGGCUUCAGAAUCAAGUGCAUCUGCCGUCAACAGUGCAACACAAAAAAAAGGUGCGCAAGCCUUUAUGGCUUUUCUACAGAUAUGUUUGGUGAUCGACUAGGAAUGUCUUGACAAUCGACCAGUCUGGUUGGUGACCACUGACCUACAGUAUGCUGCUAAAGUGUAUGUUAUUGGGAAAACCAAAUAAAUAUUUAUCUCUUUGUAUCUCUUCUUCUCUCUAGGCCCUUCCUUAUGUUUGUCUGCUCAUCGCCAUGCUGUUCUUCAUCUAUGCCAUCAUUGGGAUGCAGGUAAAGCAUCCAAAGCUUAUACAGUGGGGGAAAAAAGUAUUUAGUCAGCCAGCAAUUGUGCAAGUUCUCCCACUUAAAAAGAUGAGAGAGGCCUGUAAUUUUCAUCAUAGGUACACGUCAACUAUGACAGACAAAUUGAGGAAAAAAAAUCCAGAAAAUCACAUUGUAGGAUUUUUAAUGAAUUUAUUUGCAAAUUAUGGUGGAAAAUAAGUAUUUGGUCACCUACAAACAAGCAAGAUUUCUGGCUCUCACAGACCUGUAACUUCUUCUUUAAGAGGCUCCUCUGUCCUCCACUCGUUACCUGUAUUAAUGGCACCUGUUUGAACUUGUUAUCAGUAUAAAAGACACCUGUCCACAACCUCAAACAGUCACACUCCAAACUCCACUAUGGCCAAGACCAAAGAGCUGUCAAAGGACACCAGAAACAAAAUUGUAGACCUGCACCAGGCUGGGAAGACUGAAUCUGCAAUAGGUAAGCAGCUUGGUUUGAAGAAAUCAACUGUGGGAGCAAUUAUUAGGAAAUGGAAGACAUACAAGACCACUGAUAAUCUCCCUCGAUCUGGGGCUCCACGCAAGAUCUCACCCCGUGGGGUCAAAAUGAUCACAAGAACGGUGAGCAAAAAUCCCAGAACCACACGGUGGGACCUAGUGAAUGACCUGCAGAGAGCUGGGACCAAAGUAACAAAGCCUACCAUCAGUAACACACUACGCAGCCAGGGACUCAAAUCCUGCAGUGCGAGACGUGUCCCCCUGCUUAAGCCAGUACAUGUCCAGGCCCAUCUGAAGUUUGCUAGAGUGCAUUUGGAUGAUCCAGAAGAGGAUUGGGAGAAUGUCAUAUGGUCAGAUGAAACCAAAAUAUAACUUUUUGGUAAAAACUCAACUCGUCGUGUUUGGAGGACAAAGAAUGCUGAGUUGCAUCCAAAGAACACCAUACCUACUGUGAAGCAUGGGGGUGGAAACAUCAUGCUUUGGGGCUGUUUUUCUGCAAAGGGACCAGGACGACUGAUCCGUGUAAAGGAAAGAAUGAAUGGGGCCAUGUAUCGUGAGAUUUUGAGUGAAAACCUCCUUCCAUCAGCAAGGGUAUUGAAGAUGAAACGUGGCUGGGUCUUUCAGCAUGACAAUGAUCCCAAACACACCGCCCGGGCAACGAAGGAGUGGCUUCGUAAGAAGCAUUUCAAGGUCCUGGAGUGGCCUAGCCAGUCUCCAGAUCUCAACCCCAUAGAAAAUCUUUGGAGGGAGUUGAAAGUCCGUGUUGCCCAGCGACAGCCCCAAAACAUCACUGCUCUAGAGGAGAUCUGCAUGGAGGAAUGGGCCAAGAUACCAGCAACAGUGUGUGAAAACCUUGUGAAGACUUACAGAAAACGUUUGACCUGUGUCAUUGCCAACAAAGGGUAUAUAACAAAGUAUUGAGAAACUUUUGUUAUUGACCAAAUACUUAUUUUCCACCAUAAUUUGCAAAUAAAUUCAUUAAAAAAAUCCUACAAUGUGAUUUUCUGGAUUAUUUUUUCUCAUUUUGUCUGUCAUAGUUGACGUGUACCUAUGAUGAAAAUUACAGGCCUCUCUCAUCUUUUUAAGUGGGAGAACUUGCACAAUUGGUGGCUGACUAAAUACUUUUUUUCCCCACUGUAUAUUUCUAUCCAGUCAGAUAAAUACUCCAAACAGCCUACCCGACCGCUCGGAGGCGUCCACAUGGUCCUAAAGCAUACCGUUGCCUCGUUUUGUAUCACAUUCCAAUGAUAAAACUGGGGGGGGGGGGGGGGGGGGGGGGGGGGGACAAACAUGCAAUUCCCCCCAUCCCCAGGGAAAGUUGCACCCCUGUAAUCUAAGUUUUAGUCAAAUGUUAUAUCUGUUUGGGCUUCUUGGACAUUUUUGGUAAUUACUGGAUGUUCCGGCCCCCUGACCACCCGCUGCUGAAUCUAGUUGAUGUUCCCUGCCUUUGAGGCUGAAGUUACCAUUGUUAAGCAUACAGUGGGGAAAAAAGUAUUUAGUCAACCACCAAUUGUGCAAGUUCUCCCACUUAAAAAGAUUAGAGAGGCCUGUAAUUUUCAUCAUAGGUACACGUCAACUAUGACAGACAAAAUGAGAAAAAAGAAUCCAGAAAAUCCUUCGUUGCCCGGGCGGUGUUUGGGAUCAUUGUCAUGCUGAAAGACCCAGCCACGUUUCAUCUUCAAUGCCCGAUGGGCUGUGUACAUGUGCAGUGAUCGGUAAGGUGCUCUGACAACUGAUGCUUAAAGUUAGUGAGGGAGAUAAGAGUCUCCAGCCUCAGAGAUUUUUGCAAUUCGUUCCAGUCAUUGGCAGCAUAGAACUGGAAGGAAUGGCGGCCAAAGGAGGUGUUGGCUUUGGGAAUGACCAGUGAGAUAUACCUGCUGUAGCGCAGACUACGGGUGGGUGCUGCUAUGGUGACCAAUGAGCUAAGAUAAGGCGGCGAUUUGCCUAGCAGUGAUUUAUAGAUGGCCUGGAGCCAGUGGGUUUGACGACGAACAUGUAGUGAGGACCGGCCAACAAGAGCAUACAGGUCACAGUGGUGGGUAGUGUAUGGGGCUUUGGAGACAAAACGGAUGGCACUGUGAUAGACUACAACCAAUUUGCUGAGUAGAGUGCUGGAGGCUAUUUUGUAAAUGACAUCGCCGAAGUCAAGGAUCGGUAGGAUAGUCAGUUUUACGAGGGCAUGUUUGGCAGCAUGAGUGAAGGAGGCUUUGUUGCGAAAUAGGAAGCCGAUUCUAGAUUUAACUUUGGAUUGGAGAUUCUUAAUGUGAGUCUGGAAGGAGAGUUUACAGUCUAACCAGACACCUAGGUAUUUGUAGUUGUCCACAUACUCUAGGUCAGACCCGUCGAGAGUGGUGAUUCUAGUCGGGUGUGGCGGGUGCCAGCAGCGUUCGAUUGAAGAGCAUGCAUUUAGUUUUACUAGUGUUUAAGAGCAGUUGGAGGCUACUGAAGGAGUGUUGUAUGGCAUUGAAGCUCGUUUGGAGGUUUGUUAACACAGUGUCCAAUGAAGGGCCAGAUGUAUACAAAAUGGUGUCGUCUGCGUAGAGGUGGAUCUGAGAGUCACCAGCAGCAAGAGCGACAUCAUUGAUAUACACAGAGAAAAGAGUCGGCCCAAGAAUUGAACCCUGUGGCACCCCCAUAGAGACUGCCAUAGGUCCAGACAACAGGCCCUCCGAUUUCACACAUUGAACUCUAUCUGAGAAGUAGUUGGUGAACCAGGCGAGGCAGUCAUUUGAGAAACCAAGGCUAUUUAGUCUGCCAAUAAGAAUGCGGUGGUUGACAGAGUCGAAAGCCUUGGCCAGGUCGAUGAAGAUGGCUGCACAGUACUGUCUAUUAUCGAUCGCGGUUAUAAUAUCGUUUAGGACCUUGAGCGUGGCUGAAGUGCACCCAUGACCAGCUCGGAAACCGGAUUGCAUAGCGGAGAAGGUACGGUGGGAUUCGAAAUGGUUGGUGAUCUGUUUGUUAACUUGGCUUUCAAAUACUUUCGAAAGGCAGGGCAGGAUGGAUAUAGGUCUGUAACAGUUUGGAUCUAGAGUGUCACACCCUUUGAAGAGGGGGAUGACCGCAGCAGCUUUCCAAUCUCUGGGGAUCUCAGACGUUACUAAAGAGAGGUUGAACAGGCUAGUAAUAGGGGUUGCGACAAUUUCGGCGGCUAGUUUUAGAAAGAAAGGGUCCAGAUUGUCUAACCCAGCUGAUUUGUAGGGGUCCAGAUUUUGCAGCUCUUUCAGAAGAUCAGCUGCUGAAUUUGUGUGAAGGAGAAGCGGGGGGGGGCAUGGGCAAGUUGCAGCGGAGGGUGCAGAGUUGGUGGCCGGGGUAGUGGUAGCCAGGUGUAAAGCAUGGCCAGCCGUAGCAAAAUGCUUGUUGAAAUUCUCAAUUAUUGUAGAUUUAUCGGUGGUGAUAGUGUUUCCUAGCCUCAGUGCAGUGGGCAGCUGGGAGGAAGUGCUCUUAUUCUCCAUGGACUUUACAGUGUCCCAAAACUUUUUGGAGUUAGUGCUACAGGAUGCACAUUGCUGUUUGAAAAAGUUAGCCUUUGCUUUCCUGACUGCUUGUGUAUAUUGGUUCCUAACUUCUCUGAAAAGUUGCAUAUCGCGGGGGCUAUUUGAUGCUAAUGCAGUACGCAACAGGAUGUUUUUGUGCUGGUCAAGGGCAGUCACGUCUGAGGAGAACCAGGGGCUAUAUCUGUUCUUAGUUCUGUAUUUUUUGAAUGGGGUAUGUUUAUUUAAGAUUGAGAGGAAAUUACUUUUAAAGAACAACCAGGCAUCCUCUACUGACGGAAUGAGAUCUAUAUCCAUCCAGAAUACCUGGGCCAGGUCAAUUAGGAAGGCCUGCUCGCUAAAGUGUUUUAGGGAGCGUUUGACAGUGAUGAGGGGUGGUCGUUUGACCGCGGACCCGUUACGGACGCAGGCAAUAAGGCAGUGAUCGCUGAGAUCCUGGUUGAAGACAGCGGAGGUGUAUUUAGAGGGUAAAUUAGUCAGGAUGAUAUCUAUGAGGGUACCCAUGUUUACGGAUUUAGGGUUGUACCUGCUAGGUUCGUUGAUAAUUUGUGUGAGAUUGAGGGCAUCUAGUUUGGAUUGUAGGAUGGCCGGGAUGGUUAAGCAUAUCCCAAUUUAGGUCACCAAGCAGUACGAAUUUUGAGGAUAAAUGGGGGGCAAUCGAUUCACAUAUGGUAUCCAGGGCACAGCUGGGGGCUGAGGGGGGUCUGUAGCAAGCGGCAACAGUGAGAGACUUAUUUCUGGAAACGUGGAUUUUUAGAAGUAGAAGCUCAAACUGUUUGGGCACAGACCUGGAUAGUAUGAUAGAGCUCUGCAGGCUAUCUCUACAGUAGAUUGCAACUCCACCCCCUUUGGCAGUUCUAUCUAGACGGAAAAUGUUAUAGUUGGGGAUGGAAAUUUCAGAAUUUUUGGUGGCCUUCCUAAGCCAGGAUUCAGACACUGCUAGAACAUCAGGGUUGGCGGAGUGUGCUAACGCAGUGAAUAACUCAAACUUAGGAAGUAGACUUCUGAUAUUUACGUGCAAGAAACCAAGACUUUUGCGAUUACAGAAGUCAGCAAAUGAUAGCGCCUGGGGAGUAGGAGUGAUACUGAGGGCUGCAGGGCCUGGGUUAGCCUCUACAUCACCAGAAGAACAGAGGAGGACUAGAAUAAGGAUACGGCUAAAGGCUUUAAGAACUGGUCUUCUAGUGCGUUGGGUACAUAGAAUAAAGGGGGCAGAUUUCCGGGCGUUGUAGAAAAGAUUCAGGGCAUUAUGUACAGACAAGGAUAUGGAAGGAUAUGAGUAAAGUGGAGGUAAACCUAAGCAUUGGGUAACAAUGAAAGAGAUAGUAUCACUGGAGGCACCAAUUGAGUCGGUCUCCGCGUGUAUGGGGGGUGGGACAAAGGAGCUAUCUAAGGCAGGUUUAGCUGGGCUGGGGGAUCUACAGUGAAAUAGUACAAUUAGAAAUAACCGAAACAACAAUAAGCUAACCAUAUUGACAAGGGAGAGAGGCAUAAAGCAAUCACAGGUGUAAUUUGAGAGAGCUAAGACAACAGCUGGUAAUGAUGACACAGUUUGGGCUGAGGCUAAACAUAAACAGGAUGCAGUACCAUAAAAAGGAACAGUCCAGCAGACAUCAGCUGUAUAGCUGAGUUAACAUAAGGUCCGGUGAACAGCAAUAGGAUAGUUCGGAGGUAGUUCGGGGGCUGCUAAAGCACUAGCGAGCAAGAGGGCACGGCUAGCGUGUGCUAGCAGGCCGGGGCUAGCAGAUGGAAUCUUCGUGGUCGACGUCGUAACGGGAAGCCUGUUGUAAAAUCUACCUCAUCAGACGAUUUCGUCGGCAGACCAGUCGUGUAGGAUCGGCUGGGCUCUGUGUCAACACUAGGUGGUCCCGUCCGGUUGACAGAGAGGUAGAUAGCCGGGAGAUGGGCCUAGCUCAGGAUGAUUAGCCAGACCUCAACGUCUUUUUUGUUGCAGCUAGCUGGUAGCGAUGAAUCCGGAGUUAAAGGUCCAGUGAUUCAGUGAUUCCGGCAGAAAAUCCAAUGUUCUGGGUGAAAUAGCUACUGUGGCUAAUAGCAAGUAGCUAGUUAGCUGGCUAGCUAGUUUCAACUGGAGAUUCUAGAUAAAAGGUAAGUCAAUAAUAGAAUCCGUUCCACAUUGAGUGAGGCGGGUUGCAGGAAAGUAUAUUUUGUAGAAGGAUGAAAAGUCUGAUAGGAAAAUAUGUACGAAAAAUACAAAAAAAAACAGGGUAUUUACAGGCUAUUUACAGACACACGACAAAAACAGGAGAUCUUGCGUGGAGCCCCAGAUCGAGGGAGAUUAUCAGUGGUCUUGUAUGUCUUCCAUUUCCUAAUAAUUGCUCCCACAGUUGAUUUCUUCAAACCAAGCUGCUUACCUAUUGCAGAUUCAGUCUUCCCAGCCUGGUGCAGGUCUACAAUUUUGUUUCUGGUGUCCUUUGAUAGCUCUUUGGUCUUGGCCAUAGUGGAGUUUGGAGUGUGACUGUUUGAGGUUGUGGACAGGUGUCUUUUAUACUGAUAACAAGUUCAAACAGGUGCCAUUAAUACAGGUAACGAGUGGAGGACAGAGGAGCCUCUUAAAGAAGAAGUUAUAGGUCUGUGAGAGCCAGAAAUCUUUCUUGUUUGUAGGUGACCAAAUACUUAUUUUCCACCAUAAUUUGCAAAUAAAUUCAUUAAAAAUCCUACAAUGUGAUUUUCUGGAGAAAAAAAAUUCAAUUUGUCUGUCAUAGUUGACGUGUACCUAUGAUGAAAAUUACAGGCCUCUCUCAUCUUUUUAAGUGGGAGAACUUGCACAAUUGGUGGCUGACUAAAUACUAUUUUUCCCCACUGUAUAUAUAUAUACACUACCGUUCAAAUGUUUGGAGUCAAUUAGAAAUGUCCUUGUUUUCGAAAGAAAAAGCAUUUUUUUUGUCCUUUAAAAUAACAUCAAAUUGAUCAGAAAUACAGUGUAGACAUUGUUAAUGUUGUAAAUGGCUAUUGUAGCUGGAAACGGCUGAUUUAUAAUGGAAUAUCUACAUAGGCGUACAGAGGCCCAUUAUCAGCAACCAUCAGUCCUGUGUUCCAAUGGCACGUUGUGUUUGCUAAUCCAAGUUUAUCAUUUUAAAAGGCUAAUUGAUCAUUAGAAAACCCUUUUGCAAUUAUGUUAGCACAGCCCGAAACUGGCCUUCUUGAGACUAGUUCAGUAUCUGGAGCAUCAGCAAUUGUGGGUUUGAUUACAGGCUCAAAAUGUCCAGAAACAAAUAACUUUCUUCUGAAACUCGUCAGUCUAUUCUUGUUCUGAGAAAUGAAGGCUAUUUCUCGGAUUGAAUAGCCUUCAUUUCUCAGAACAAGAAUAGACUGACGAGUUUCAGAAGAAAGUUAUUUGUUUCUGGCCAUUUUGAGCCUGUAAUCGAACCCACAAUUGCUGAUGCUCCAGAUACUCAACUAGUCUCAAGAAGGCCAGUUUUAUUGCUUCUUUAAUCAGCACAACAGUUUUCAGCUGUGCUAACAUAAUUGCAAAAGGGUUUUCUAAUGAUCAAUUAGCCUUUUAAAAUGAUAAACUUGGAUUAGCAAUCACAACGUGCCAUUGGAACACAGGACUGAUGGUUGCUGAUAAUGGGCCUCUGUACGUCUAUGUAGAUAUUCCAUAAAAAAUCAGCCGUUUCCAGCUACAAUAGCCAUUGACAACAUUAACAAUGUAUACACUGUAUUUCUGAUCAAUUUGAUGUUAUUUUAAUGUACAAAAAAAAUUGAUUUUCUUUCGAAAACAAGGACAUUUCUAAGUGACCCCAAACUUUUGUACGGUAUUGUAUGUCCCCCCCACUUCUAAAACCAAAGUUGCGCCCCUGAUCGUUUCAAACAUUUGUAUAUGAUCACUUAUAUCUCUCUAUUAUGCGUCGGAAUACUUUGGAACAGAUUUCCAAAAUUAAAAUCACUUGGAGCUGAUAUGUUAGUGUUUUUACAGUCUUUUAUGUCCAACAAAAAACAAUAUGUUUUUUAAUUUUUUGCUCAGAAAACUUGGGGGGCCGCCAGUUGGGGAACCUUGCUCAAAGGGAUGUUGUAUAAUGGCUUCAUGUUUUUUUCUCACCUGAUCCACAUAAGGUGUUUGGAAACAUCAAACUGAACAAUGAAAACCACAUAAACCAGCACAACAACUUCAAGACCUUCUCCGGUGCACUGAUGCUUCUCUUCAGGUGGGCGCAUUGAGAAGGACUCGCAAGCUGAACUGAGAUAUUCAAAACUAUAAGUAGAUGAUUAUGCUGACUGAUGAUGAAUUAAUAUAUUGGUUAAUGUUUAAUAGACUAAUUGGUUGAUCAAAUCAUUGCUUGCUUGAUUGAUUCAUUAAUUGACUCAUUGAUUUACUCAUUGAUUGACAGGAGUGCGACCGGGGAGUCAUGGCAGGAGAUCAUGCUAUCGUGUCUGGGGGGGCAGGAGUGUGAGCCAGACUCCUCCAUGGCACCCAUGACCAUGUCCCCUGACCACGAGGGAGGCUGUGGUACUGACUUCGCCUAUUGCUACUUUGUCUCCUUCAUCUUCUUCAGCUCCUUCCUGGUGAGGACGCUGCAGAAAUACACAUUUUCUCCUUACCUCCACUAUUUGUCAGUGCUCUUCUCUCCUCUCUCACUCUCACUCUCUCUCUCUCCCUCUCUCUCUCUCUCUCUCUCUCUCUCUCUCUCUCUCUCACUCCCGCUCUCUCUCUCACUCCCUCUCUCUCUCACUCCCGCUCUCUCUGUCCAUCUUACUGAUACACAAAAGUACUUGUUUUAUUGUGCUACACAAAUACACUUUCUCUCCUUAUCUCCACUCUGUCAGCACUCUCUCUCUGUCCAUCUUUCUCAUUCUCAUUCACAAAAGCAGUUAUUUUUAUUGUAUGCAUGCAUAUGUGCACAUCAGUAUAGCACAUACUGUAUAUUUGUACAUACACACAUGCUGUCCUUCACACGUCCUCUCCUCUUGUGUGACUCUGUAGAUGCUGAAUCUGUUUGUGGCUGUGAUCAUGGAUAACUUUGAGUACCUGACCAGAGACUCUUCCAUCCUGGGACCUCAUCACCUGGAUGAGUUUGUCCGUGUCUGGGGAGAGUACGACCGUGCAGCAUGGUGAGAGAGAAGAACCCCACCAUGUCUCAACUUUGCCCAGCAGAGGGCAGUGUAUUGAUUCACUAAAAGCGAAAUAGGCCUAAACUGCCUUAAUUCCUGUGCAAGAUUUGCCAACCUGUUCUGUUUCAAACUUACACAAACUCGUAAUGAAUGCCUUUACCUUUACCUUUUCUCUUCAACUCUCUCUCUCUCCUUCCUCAUCUUCUCUGUUUCCUCGGUAGUGGGCGUAUACACUACACUGCCAUGUAUGAGAUGUUGACCCAUAUGUCUCCACCCCUUGGUCUGGGGAAGAAAUGCCCCAGAGGUAUGGCCUACAAGGUAUGGGAGAAACAGUUAUUUUCUUAUUUUUAAUUUAGGAUAGAGAAAUAUUUAGUUGUUUUACAUAAACCAAGUGAAUGACCUACCCUCCCACCCCCCCUCCCCCCCUCCCCCUGCCCGAAGCUCACCCUCCCUCACUCCCUCACCCUCCGCUCCCUCCUGCACUUCCUUCCUUCCUCGCAUUCCUUCCCGUCGGCCUCCGGGACUUCCGUCUUCCUUCCUUCCGGUGCCGACUGCCUUCCUCCUUAGCCGGACGCGAGGUCCUUAAGAAACUUCCAUCUACUGCGGGAAGGCCCCUUGAAGCUGGUUGCCGCAUGAAGCGAGGAAUGCAAGCUAAACUCGGGAGGCAACGAACGAAACCCCCGAAGCCAAGAAUGAAGCAGCAGGCACAGAAGGAAGGAAGGCAUGCUGAGAGUCCCCAGCCUUCAGGAAGCAGAGCACAAGAACGACAGACUAAGACAAACAAAAGAAGAAGGAAGGAAGGAGACCGGACGGAGGAAGGAAGGAAUGCAGGCAGAGAAGGCCUGGAAGGAACGCUCGAAGAGCCGACGAAGGCAAGCGAGAAGAAAAAAGCAGAAGGAAGAAGCCUAGAAGGCGGGAGGAGAGACGGUAAGGCAGGUCGUGGACGGAAGAGGAAAGAAGGAAGGAAGAAGGAAGGCCGAAGAAAGAAAGAAAGAAGAAGCAAGAACACUGAAGAAGAAUUGAAAUCCUUCAUAGUUUUCUUUCCUACUCCUCUUCCCUCAAUAUCCAUCUCCCACACCUACUCCUCCUCCUCCUCUCCUUCCUCCUCCCUUCCCUCUCCUCUCCCUCCCCUUCUCUUCCUUCCUUCCUUCCUCCAUCCCUCCCUCUCAUCCUUCCUCCCUCCCUCCCUCCCCCUCUCUCCACAGAGGCUGGUGUUGAUGAACAUGCCAGUGGAUGAGGACAUGUCAGUCCACUUCACCUCCACCUUGAUGUCUCUCAUCCGCACCGCUCUGGAGAUCAAGAUCGCACGAGGUCAGGGAAUGAGUUGAGUUUGAAACCACCAUGCAUCACUGCAUCUGCAUGCGUUUAUCCUGUUUAGACUUGGUCUUCCAUAUUGAGCCUGGAGAUCCACACAUCCUAGGACAUGUAGGCUUUUGGUCCAGCCCAUUACUGGUAACACACCUGAUUCAACUUAUAAAUGGCUUGAUGAUUGGUUGAGUAGUUGAAUCAAGAAAUUAAGCAAAAUCAACAAUUUCCACUGCCUGUGUAUAAUGGAUGAAUAAAGAUCUAUUUUAUUCCGCUCCAGGUGGGGAGGACCGAGUAGCUCUGGACACUGAGCUACAGAAGGAAAUCAGUGUGAUAUGGCCGUACCUCCCCCAGAAGACUCUGGAUGUACUGGUGCCCAUCAACAAAGGUCAGACCCACACUAGAGAGAUUUGAAGAGGUAGAGCUGGGAGGCAGUCAGUCACUCAAUGACUAGCAAUCUAACUGUGUUUGUGUCUUACAGAUUCCGACAUGACAGUAGGUAAGAUAUAUGCCUCCAUGAUGAUCAUGGACUACUUCAAACAGAAUAAAGCCAAGAAGCUGAGAGCACAACUGGAAGCACAGGUCAGAUAUGCACACUAUAUAAACAUCAUAUAUACUGUAUAAACCUCACCCCUCUUUUGUAUAAGAUUAUCAUGGCAUCUGAUCUGUUGACACAACCUAGUGCCUGUAGUGAUACAUUGCUUGGUGUGGUCUCCUCUACAGAAGGCCAGCCUGAUGCCGUUCCAAAGGCUGGAUGCCUCGACCCUCUCUGAAGACAUUCUGUACAAUGCCCAGCCCCUGCCCUGCAUGCCCCUCAGUGCCGGCUCCGCCCUGUGAGUCAAUCCACCCUCAGUGUGUGUGUGUGUGUGUGUGUGUGUGUGUGUUUGUGUGUGUGUGUGUGUGUGUGUGUGUGUGUGUGUGUGUGUGUGUGUGUGUGUGUGUGUGGACGUGUUUAACUAUACUUGUGGGGACCAUGGCCCAGAUUCACAAAAAGAAGCUUCUUCAGAAAAAGUUCAUAAGAUAGUUCGUAAGUGCAAUUCCUCAACAAUAUCUUAAGAUUGAUUGAUUUCCUUACAAAUUCUCAAAUAUCUUCUUACAAAUCUUCUUAAGAUGUUUGUUGCUAGGCAACCGUUUUAGGUAGCUAUCUAGCUAGCAAUGGCAAUGAUGUUAGCAUAUUUCUUACUGAGAUUAUUGUUCUAAAACAUGUUCUUGGGUUUAAAAUCAUCAAUACUAAAACUUUCAGAUGAUGUUUGUGAGUGAAUUAAAGAUGUUCAAUUGCUUUCCUGAGCUUUUUCUCUCACUGCCCUGAGUUUAAGACAACAGGUUAGCUAUCUUGGAAUUAAGAACAUUUCCAAUAACUAACUUUUUUUUAAAGAAUCUAAUUUCUUCUUAACUUUUUGCUUAAGGAGAAACACAAGAAAUAGCGCAAGAAAAUUUCCAAUCACCUUUUUGAGGAAUAGCAACUUUGCUUAACUUUCUUCUCAAGUCUAUAGUUAAGGGAAAACAUGGCAGUUAAGAAUACAUUUCUUCUUAAGAAGGUUUUGUGAAUCUGGGCCCAGAAGUCACCACUAGAAUAGUAAAUGAACAAAAAUUUGACCAACUGGGGAUAUUUUGUUAUCCCCACAAGGUCAAAUGCUAUUUCUAGGGGGUUUAGGGUUAAGGUUAGAAUUAGGGUUAGGAGCUAGGGUUAGUUUUAGGGUUAAGGGUUAAGGUUAGGUUUUCAGGUUAAGGUUAGGGUUAGGGUUAAGGUUAGGGUUAGAGAAAAUAGGAUUUUGAAUGGGACUUAAUUGUGUGUCCCCACAAGGUUAGUUGUACAAGACUGUGUGUGUGUGUAUGUUGUGCCUUUAGAAAGUAUUUGUGUUUGACAUUAUUUCCUGUGUGGCUUGCCUCCCUCUGUAGGACCAGAGGAGGCCUGGUGGCAUUGAGUCCUCUCUCCCAGGACCUGUUCACCAUGCAGCCCAUGACUGACCAGGACAUCAGCAGCCAACACUCCAGGGUAAGGACAAGUACCAAGGACAACAUACUGUAGAAACUCAUCACAGGAGUACUGUACAUCACACUAAACUAGCACGGACACCAACACAUACUACACCAACAAAGGAUGCUUUAUAUCAUUUAGUAAGCGUACAAUGAUAGCUCUAUAAGGCCCUUUGCUAGGAACCGAAAGGAAAAAGUCAAAUCACAAUGAUACAGUAGCUAUGGGCAAAAUAUAAAAUACUGCACAAUGAAAGCCUAACCUCCUGCGGUAAAGCUCAAUACCAACCCACACAUAGAUAACAAUGAAUCAAUGACACAUCUAGUAGUAAUGGUUAGGGCCAUUUGUUUUUGUGGGUUUUUUCCUAUUAUUUUGCAGGGAAUACUAUUUGUAGAUCAGUGAUUCUACACCUCACUUUGCUCAAGCUGAUCCUCUCCAAUGGACUCGGAAGUUGUAGCAAAAAAUUGGUUAAUUAGGCUGCGUUUACACAGGCAGCACAAUUUUGAUCUUUUUGACCAAUCACAUCAGAUCUUUUUCAGAGCUGAUCUGAUUGGUCAAAAGACCAAUUAGUGAAAAAAAAGAUCUGAAUUGGCCUGCCUGUGUAAAUGCAGCCAUUUUUAGCUACAACUUCCGAGUCCGUUGGAGAGGAUCGACUUGAGCAAAGUGAGGUGUAGAAUCACUGCUCUACAAAUAGUGGGCUGCCUGUCUAAACGCAGCCCUAGAGGCAGUUUAAGGGGAGAGUCAUUACCACGUUUACAUGCACACCAAUACCCUGUUAUUAUUCGGGAUACUCAAGUAUUCUGUUCUUGAGUUGACACAUAUAAACAUCCAAUCCCGUUUACAAUAACCCGAAAAAGCUUAUAUCACGGUUAUGAGAAACCCGGAUAAGAUGCCUGGGAUAUGCUGAUCUAAGAUGGAACUGUGGCAAAUAAACAUCUUAUCCUGUUAACUGUUUUUUUUAGCGGUCUGCGCAUGCUCAGUUUAACAUAUCAUGCGUAUUGUGUGCUGAUAUUUUCAUCUGAUUGUCAAACAAAUCACUUCAAAAAGUAGGCUACCUGUGCAGUUCAAUUCACCAUAAUAAUUCAAUAAUAAUUUUGCCUACUAAAUUCUAAUUAAUUUACUAUAAUUUACUACUGGCUACUUUCACCCGUAAUUUAGACAAGUUUCUGCUUAUAAUUUCCGACAUUGGCCAUAUUAUAAUUUACGACAUUUGGUAGGACAUUUGUUUGUCAACUAUAGUUUGAUACAUGCAGCUUCUCUUCUGUCAUAACUUGUCACCCCAGAAUACUAAAUAAAGUAGUGCUCACCAGAAUGUCUUACAUCAAUAGAAUGAAUGCAUUGGUGAUCUAGUUAACACCGGUAAUGUUGUCUGUUUCAUUUAGGGACCGGGGAGAAAACGCAAUAACUCCAAAACGGUGGAAAGAUUGGUCCUGUGCAAAAUGUCCAAAUGUCAUCAGUUUGACCGGUUUUAAGGAAAUGAAAAGCUGAGAAAACAACGAAACACCUUUCUGAUAAGACUUCAGUUUAUCUUGGGUGCAUAUUUUAUGUGGUUGAAAUACUGUCUGCUUGUCAAAGAUGAAACGUUACAGGCACAUUUGUCUUUUCUCAAGAGAUGCUGAAAGAAAAAAGAAUUAUCCGCUCGUGUUCCUGAGACAAAAUUAACAGUUGUAUAAUUUCACUGCAAGAAAUGCAUAAUUCUGGUUAAGGUGUUGGCUUGACAGUUGCUGGACCUGGGUUCGAGUCCUGGUAGGGGCUACCCCACGAAUUUGCUACAAAACACUCCCAUGUUUGGUUUAAUUGACUCACCCCUUAAACAGCACCUAAUUUACCAAUUUCUAGCUACACUUCUGAGUCCGUUGGAGAGGAUCAGCUUGAGCAAGGUGAGGUGUAGAAUCACUGAUAUACAAAUAGUAUUCCCUGCCAAAUAAAAGGCAUUUAAUUAAGAUUCAAAGAGCUACGCCUCCCCUGGCUUAGGCGAUCCCCCCCACCAAGCACUCACACACAACCAGACAUUGAUUGAUUGACAACUUGUGUCCAUUAAAGAAGAUUUCCUAGGAUUUUCUACCUGCAGCAAACCUAGUGGGUAAUGCUGGAAAUACCGGUCAAAUAAAAAAAUUCAGAAAAAAACAACUGGCCCUAGUAAUGGUUGAAUGAAGAAACUAGUAGUGCAUCGCAGAGCACGGCAUUGAUGUUUCUAGGUGUUUCUGUCCUUGCCAAGUUGUAGUCCGGUUAGUGGAGGUUUGAAAGGAGAUGUAGGCAUUCUCACUGCUCAUUGUACUAUUUCUAUGCUGUUUGGUUGAACUGGUCAGCAGUGUACUUUUUGCCCUAUAGGAAUGUCACGACUUUGACUCUUGAUAUCUGUUAGUGUUUGCCUUCUUCUAUGUAUAUUUUCACUGGGGAGUAACAUGACUGGCUUUAAGGCAGGUGAACUUGUCCGGCUCAGUAUGUUUGGUGCAUCCAGAUCUGAACUUGCAUUAGUGUGUGUGUAACAACAGCCCAAUAGUUGUUCUGGCCUCUCUCUUCUCAUUUAUUGUUGUAGCAAUGUGCUUAUGACUCUUUCUCCUACUCCUGUUUUGCCCAAUCCUACUGGGGUCAGACUCCUUGUUGUCAUUGGUUGUUAAUCUGUGGCUCUUUGGCUGGAAUGGCUUCUGAUUGGUUGCAGAAAGGCACUCGCAAAUGAUUACGAUGUAACAUUGGCUGAAACCCUCCUUCGCUGGAACCCCAAAAGGCAGUUAGUCCCAGUAUUGAAUUGUCCAGCCUGAUCUGUACUGUACUCUAUCUCUCCCCUUGCCCCUCUCUCUGUCUCUGGUCUCAUAUAGGUGAGUGCAGGGGAGUGCAGUGGGUUGAUUCCUUACCCACUGGAGCUCCCGUUUGGCAAGGGGCUGGGUGUACGGGCCUCCUCCAUGCCCCGUCUGGCUGUAGAGCCACAGGUACUGCCCUCUGACCACACUGACUCCUCCAGGGGCCAGAAGGGCCCUGGGCAGCAAGGGGGCCCCAGAGUGUGACAUGCAUGUCUGUUUGACAGAGGACGAGGACCAGGCUACACUGGUUGUGCCGUUUGGAGAGAAAAAGGGGUUUUAUGUGUCUUCCAUUUGCUGCUGGGUUGUCUGGAGAGGGAUAAUCAACAUGGAUGUUUCAAAGGAAUGCUAGCGGUUCAGAAUGGUGUUUGAUUGAUCCUGGGUUACUGGUAUGUUUUGUCUCUGUCUUGCGCUGAACAAUGAGUUGAAGAGUAAAAUGAUGAGGUUCAAGCAUCCUAGUUGACCUGUUAAUUGCCUGGAAUAGUGAGCAUGGAUAUGAAUUUAAAAAAGAGAAUGCUGCAUGGAUCGACAGAUGGAUGGAUUUCUUCGAAAGUAACACAUCCUAUUUUAUGGUAUUUGUGGGUAUUUGGUUGUCUCCCCCUCUGUGUGCAUGUGCGUGUGUAUGCACGUGCGUGUUUGUGUGUGUGUGUGUGCAGAUGGAGAUGGCCAGUGGCUCUAUGAAGCGUUCCUCGUCCACUGUGGCUGAGGAGAAGAAGAGUCCUGAUAGACUGUACAGACCACGCCACAAGAGCUACAAGUCUGCCGGUCAGUCUCCACUCUCCAAUUUCCACUCAUGUGACCUCUCCUCUCAUCUCUCCCACUGGCAUGAUGAGGGAUGUUACUGUGUGGUUAUUCUAUGCAUGUGUUAAUAUGUCAAGUUUUCUUCCCUGCAUUUUCCCUUUCCUUUCUUAGGUCUUUAUCCUGUAUACAAGUGCCGCUUUUCCUUUUCUUUUAUCCUAAGUGCAUCAAUGUCAACAUACUAUUUAAUGAUCUACAGUGUUUUAAAAAAAUCUAUAUCUAUUUAUCUUGCUGUCCCCCCCCCCCCUCCCCCUCCCCCUCCUCUCUCCUCUCUCCUCUCUCUGUGCUCCUUGCCAUGGUCUUCCUCGUCCUCCUCCAGUGUCCCGGUCAGACAGGAAGAGGCAGUUGGACACGGAGAAGGAGCACGGGAGGUCCAAAGAGCGCCGCCACCUCCUCUCUCCAGACACAUCCCGCUGUAACUCUGAGGAGAGGAGUCUGCAGCCCUCAUGCUCCCCUAGCCGAGAGCGCACACACCCUCUGGACAAACAGGUAGGCCACGGACACACACACACGCACACACACACACUGGAUGCCUUACCAAGGGCACACAUUAAAGAGCCAUACACCACUGGUGUAAACUCUGGUUUAGACAAAGUAGACCACAAACACAUACCCACAUUGGAUACACAAUAGACACUUUUUUUUAAAGGCAGUCAGACAUCUUUAUUAAAUGUGUUUCGACUCCUGUGUCCAGGGCAACAGCUCCGACAGCCCCAUCCCCACCUCUGAAUCUAGUACCCCUAGCCGCCGCCCCCUGUCCCAGACCCCAACUCGCUCCCAUCCCCACAUCUCCUACUCCCCUCUGGUGUGUCGCACGCACCCUCCCUCUGGGGACGAUGAUGACGACAGGGGCAGCCCAGAGACCCAGAGGCGGGGGGAGGCCUCCAGAGAGGAGGCAGGGGGAGAGGGACAGACCGGGGCAAGAGGUCAUCGCCACCACCACCAGCAGUGCUCCACCCCGCGUCGCUACCCGUCGGAGCCCUACCUUGCCCUGCAGGAGGACGAGCACAGUCCUGACCCCUCCGGGUUCAUGGAGACACUGACCUUCGAGGCGGCGGUGGCCACUAGCCUGGGACGCGCUAACACGGUCAGCUCCACCUCCAGCUCUAGCUUCAGCUCGGCCCGAAGGGGCUCCAGGAGCGGUUGGCAGAUCCCCAAUGGACACUUCCGGAAACGCCUGGCUCAGACCGUCUCUGUUGCGGGCUGUGAGCCACUCAGCGACACAGAGGAGGACGACCACUACUAGGAGGAGGAGGAAGUGGUUGUGGAUGAGAGGUGAGGAAGGUGCUAGAGUAAAAUAUGUGCUACAAUAUAAAAGAAAAAGGGACAUUUGUCGCUCUCUUGCAUUACUACUGCAUACCUGUGUGAUUGCAGUAUGUUUGAUAAAAUGUGAGGGGAGAACAAAAAUUAAGAACAUUGUUUUUCACUUCCUG
Coregonus sp. 'balchen' is the source of this 55276-nucleotide messenger RNA. The record is from the annotation of a GenBank genome assembly. NCBI's taxonomy places the organism in Eukaryota, Metazoa, Chordata, Actinopteri, Salmoniformes, Salmonidae.